This is a messenger RNA of Coregonus sp. 'balchen', 88648 nucleotides long. The record is from the annotation of a GenBank genome assembly. Lineage: Eukaryota; Metazoa; Chordata; Actinopteri; Salmoniformes; Salmonidae.
AAAACACUUAUAGUUCCUCCUAUUGAAUCAACACCUAUGUGGAUAGGAGAUAGGGCAUUUUGUUAGAGGCUCAGUUGACAGCAUGUGAGCUACUGGUCUCUACACUGAAACAGAUCAGAGCUGUACCGAUGAUAUCUAUUGGAUACAGUUACAUACUUAAACAGAAACAUGUCCAUCACUGUCAACCUGAAGAGGAUCACCAAUCUACCUGGGACGUAUGAUCGAAAAGUGGAGUUAUCCUUUCGAGGUACAUAAGUGCAGUUAUUUUGAGCUUUCAGGAAUUCAGCUUUCAUUAAUAUAUUUGAUAUGAUUGUCUGCCAUGGAUGCAAGUUAUCCUCUGAACAUUUAUUGUAUUUGAUUGACAUGAAAGUAAAUGUUUGCUUUACCUGGAAUUAAACCUGAGGAUCAACUAGGUGAAAGAGGAUUAUUUCAUAUGGGGUGGUGUUGUACAUUUAGUCAUUUUGUAGAUCCACAGGUGUAUUACAGUUGUUCUUGAAUUAUGGUAGCAUUUGAAGCUAUGAAGUGUUUGUUUAUAAUUACAUUGUUUACAAACAAUGCAGUGAAUGCAUUGUUUGUAAACUUAGCUUUUGGGUUCUGAUGGAGUUAGACAGUUGAACUAAGCUCAUAAGCUUAAGUUAUAUUCUUUAAGAAUCAAUGGCUACAUAUAAUUAAUUUAAAACUCAGAACAUGUAUGUGGCAAUAGCAGAUUGCCCCUUUAAACAGAGGCCACAGAUUAUCAAUCCUAAAGUCAUUAACACCCUUUUUCUUUAAAUAAAGUGAUAUGAUUAAUAAUUUUGCUCACAAUGUAAUUUCCCUUAAUUUAAAUUGAGGAACACCAAUGACACUUUCAAUUUAGACAUCAAAUUAUCAAUGGAUACAUUUAUGACAUGCUAAAAGGGUGUGAUUAGCUAAUAAUCCUCUUUAAUAUAGACACCUCCCCCGAUAACAGUUUGCCACUCGAGGGAAUGCUCAAGGUCCUUGUAUAUCUUUGUAAUAAGGAAUUUUCAAUAGUAUUUUUAAUAGCAUUUUGUUUUUAUUGACCUAUACAAUAUAUUACACAUGUUUACUUUCUUCCAUUUAAAAUGGUAGAUAUACAGUAUAUCUAUACAUUCCCAAAUGUCACUACAACUGUACUCGAUUACUACUGGGACAAACCAAGUACUUUUAACAAAUCAUAAACAUAAUGUUUUGCAGUAUAAAGGACUUUCAUUAUGUUGUAUCAAUGAUAAACAGUUCAAUAUAAACAAAAACAUGCAUGAUGUGUAACUAUUUGCCAUUUUAAAGUGUUUUUCAUGGUUGCAAAGGAGAGGGAUGCAAAUGCCACCGCAAUUCAAGAACGACCCAUUAAAUUACUUAUAGGAAAACAGUAUCAUCUUAUUAAAACUACUGUGGUUUAUAUACUUAUUUUCAAGUUUUUGCCAGUGUAAUGAUAAUUUCUACUGUUUUCUGUCCUACAGUAUAUUCAUACAAUGUGUGUAUGUCUGUAGUCUUCUCAGCAUAUUUAUCCAUUCUCUAGGUUUUACCCACAAAACCAAGAUUCUUCAGUGUGAAAAUAUUGCCAUUUUAAAUGAGGUAAGAUCCUUCUUGAAUUAAAUAUUUUGCCCACUAUCAGGGUUGGAGUCAAUUCGAGUUGAAAUCAUACAAUUCAGGAAGUGAUUUUAAUACAAAAUAAAAAAUUAAAAAACUUUUGAAAUAAAUUAUAGUUUCUCCUUUUCAGUUUAUUGAAAAGUCAUUGAAAACAGAUGCCCUUGUUCAAUUAUUGUAAUGGAAUUUCAGUUUACUUCCUGAAUGAACUGAUUUCAAUUCGAAUUUACCCCAACCCCAAGCCUGGGUACCACUCCCUGUACUCCAUGUCGUGCCAAAGAGACUGGCCUUUCUGCUAUCGUCAAAUAUUAGAACUCCUAUCACUUUUAACUUUUUCUCCACAGAACACGUUGGUAUAUGGUUGCGCUAAGCAACCGUUUGUUUAUCCAGACGAAACCAGUUUGUCAAAAGUUGCUAGCUCAUGUCUUAAUUCUCAAACUAAAUAAAUACUGUAAUUCCAACCACAACAUUUAUUCGUUUUAAGCCUCAAACUACAACAACUUGCCUAGCUAACAGCUAAAUGUUUGUUUUUGACUUUGUUAUAAAUUCUAACUCUAUUUUUUGAGGCUCCACAUGUUGUCAUGGAAAAUAUUAAUGUUAUUUCCAACAACCAAUGAGCAACUCCACCGUAGAUCCAGCGCAUAUUGAAUGCUGAGAGAUGCCGAAAGGCCAGUCUCUUUGGCAAUAAUAAGGAAUGGAAUGUUAGCUAAAGAGACUGGUACUCAGACUGCCCUAACCCUGCUUCCCGUUAAUUAAGCAGUAAGGCCCGAGGGGGUGUGGUAUAUGGCCAAUAUACCAAGGCUAAGGGCUGUUCUUGUGCACGACGCAACGCAGGCAGGAUACCGCCCAUAGCCAUGGUAUAUUGGCCAUAUACCACAAACCCCAGAGGUGCCGUAUUGCUAUUAUAAACUGGUUACCUAAUCCUGAAUGCUGAUUGGUUAAAACCGCAUUCCAGACAGUGUCUAUUCCACAAGUUACCACCAGCUAAAUCUACAGUGAGGAAAAAAGUAUUUGAUCCCCUGCUGAUUUUGUACGUUUGCCCACUGACAAAGAAAUGAACAGUCUAUAAUUUUAAUGGUAGGUUUAUUUGAACAGUGAGAGACAGAAUAACAACAACAAAAAUACAGAAAAACACAUGUCAAAAAUGUUAUAAAUUGAUUUGCAUUUUAAUUAGGGAAAUAAGUAUUUGACCCCCUCUCAAUCAGAAAGAUUUCUGGCUCCCAGGUGUCUUUUAUACAGGUAACGAGCUGAGAUUUGGAGCACACUCUUAAAGGGAGUGCUCCAAAUCUCAGCUUGUUACCUGUAUAAAAGACACCUGUCCACAGAAGCAAUCAAUCAAUCAGAUUCCAAACUCUCCACCAUGGCCAAGACCAAAGAGCUCUCCAAGGAUGUCAGGGACAAGAUUGUAGACCUACACAAGGCUGGAAUGGGCUACAAGACCAUCGCCUAGCAGCUUGGUGAGAAGGUGACAACAGUUGGUGCGAUUAUUCGCAAAUGGAAGAAACACAAAAGGCCUGUCAAUCUCCCUCGGCCUGGGGCUCCAUGCAAGAUCUCACCUCGUGGAGUUGCAAUGAUCAUGAGAACGGUGAGGAAUCAGCCCAGAACUACACGGGAGGAUCUUGUCAACGAUCUCAAGGCAGCUGGGACCAUUCACCAAGAAAACAAUUGGUAACACACUACGCCGUGAAGGACUGAAAUCCUGCAGCGCCCGCAAGGUCCCCCUGCUCAAGAAAGGACAUGUACAUGCCCGUCUGAAAUUUGCCAAUGAACAUCUGAAUGAUUCAGAGGAGAACUGGGUGAAAGUGUUGUGGUCAGAUGAGACCAAAAUGGAGCUCUUUGGCAUCAACUCAACUCGCCAUGUUUGGAGGAGGAGGAAUGCUGCCUAUGACCCCAAGAACACCAUCCCCACCGUCAAACAUGGAGGUGGAAACAUUAUGCUUUGGGGGUGUUUUUCUGCUAAGGGGACAGGACAACUUCACCGCAUCAAAGGGACGAUGGACAGGGCCAUGUACCAUCAAAUCUUGGGUGAGAACCUCCUUCCCUCAGCCAGGGCAUUGAAAAUGGGUUGUGGAAGGGUAUUCCAGCAUGACAAUGACCCAAAACACACGGCCAAGGCAACAAAGGAGUGGCUCAAGAAGAAGCACAUUAAGGUCCUGGAGUGGCCUAGCCAGUCUCCAGACCUUAAUCACAUAGAAAAUCUGUGGAGGGAGCUGAUGGUUCGAGUUGCCAAACGUCAGCCUCAAAUCCUUAAUGACUUGGAGAAGAUCUGCAAAGAGGAGUGGGACAAAAUCCCUCCUGAGAUGUGUGCAAACCUGGUGGCCAACUACAAGAAACGUCUGACCUCUGUGAUUGCUAACAAGGGUUUUGCCACCAAGUACUAAAUCAUGUUUUGCAGAGGGGUCAAAUACUUAUUUCCCUCAUUAAAAUGCAAAUCAAUUUAUAACAUUUUUGACAUGCGUUUUUCUGGAUUUUUUUGUUGUUAUUCUGUCUCUCACUGUUCAAAUAAACCUACCAUUAAAAUUAUAGACUGAUAAUUUCUUUGUCAGUGGGCAAACGUACAAAAUCAGCAGGGGAUCAAAUACUUUUUUCCCUCACUGUAUGGCGUUAAAAUGCCUAUUUAAUCUGUUCCAUCUGACUGUGCAAUCCACUGUCUCAUCAGUCCAGCCAAGCAAUUUAUAAACUUGAUCUCCACUAUAAAAAGCAUCUAGACAUUAUCUCACAUUUCUUUUAGACUAACAUUUAGUUUUCAACAGCGGAGAUUUGUAUAAACCUUGCUGUCUGUCUCUCCGACAUUUGCAACAUUGUUUCAAUAUUCAAAUUCGAUCUCCAGCUGUCCCAUAGUAAUGAACGAGUCGGGAUGAGACAGACAGGCAGAGUUUCUCAGCCAGUCGAAAUCAUGAAUCAGCUGGCAUAAUUUUUAUGGAUAUAUACAAAGAAAUGUCAAUUAAAAAAAGGUCAAAUGAAACGAAGUGCAGCUAGUUUGCAGUCUUUCCAGCUUCAGUUUGAAGUGAUUGUGUUAGCUAUGUUGUUGGCUAGCUCCUCUGAACAACAGUGUCCUGACGAGUGAGCACAUUUUCUACGCCAGGCGAAAUCGCUCCUCAUUAGCUCAUUGUUAUGGAUGUAUCCAAAUAAAUGUCACUAGAAAACAGCUUAAACAAAUGCAAAUGCAGCUACUUUGCUGUUAUUCUGACAUGACCUUAAGUUAGCCGUAGUUGGCUAGCUAGCAAGCAAGGGAUAAGAACGUUGCCAGCAAGUAUGGCAAUGGAACGUUUAGAACGAACGACUGGGUCGCGUCCAUAGAUACAGAACAAAAGACUGAACGACUGGGUCACAUCUCUGGCAACAAGCCGGCUUGGGUAGCAACCCUAGAUUUGUGUCGGGACUAUAUAUUGUGGAAGGAUGAAAUUAUAUGAUUAAAUUCAUCAAAAAUAACAUUUUUAAUGAAAAUAUGUCAAUUAUUUUUUGAAUAUGUUGGUAACCACUAGUAUACCCCCAAGUACUUCUCUGCAGCUGCCACAACAACAUCUAUUUUCUGUGAUUUAAGUUCCAAUUCUGCGGUACAAUUGAUAACCAUUGCUAUAAAUGCUAAGAAGCCAACCUUACUGAAGCAUAUAUCACUCAUUGGCCUAUCCCUCUGUGCUCGCACAGAUCUACAGUGGCUUGCGAAAGUAUUCACCCCCCUUGGCAUUUUUCCUAUUUUGUUGCUUACAACCUGGAAUUAAAAUGUAUUUCUUGGGGGGUUUGUAUCAUUUGAUUUACACAACAUGCCUACCACUUUGAAGAUGCAAAAUAUUUUUUAUUGUGAAACAAACAAGAAAUAAGACAAAAAAACUGAACUUGAGCGUGCAUAACUAUUCACCCCCACAAAGUCAAUACUUUGUAGAAACACCUUUUGCAGCAAUUACAGCUGCAAGUCUCUUGGGGUAUGUCUCUAUAAGCUUGGCACAUCUAGCCACUGGGAUUUUUGCCCAUUCUUCAAGGCAAAACUGCUCCAGCUCCUUCAAGUUGGAUGGGUUCCACUGGUGUACAGCAAUCUUUAAGUCAUACCACAGAUUCUCAAUUGGAUUGAGGUCUGGGAUUUGACUAGGCCAUUCAAAUACAUUUAAAUGUUUCCCUUUAAACCAUUCGAGUGUUGCUUUAGCAAUAUGCUUAGGGUCAUUGUCCUGCUGGAAGGUGAACCUCCGUCCCAGUCUCAAAUCUCUGGAAGACUGAAACAGGUUUCCCUCAAGAAUUUCCCUGUAUUUAGUGCCAUCCAUCAUUCCCUCAAUUAUGACCAGUUUCCCAGUCCCUGCCGAUGAAAAACGGGGAUGGUGUUCUCGGGGUGAUGAGAGGUGUUGGGUUUGCGCCAGACAUAGCGUUUUCCUUGAUGGCCAAAAAGCUCAGUUUUAAUCUCAUCUGACCACAGUACCUUCUUCCAUAUGUUUGGGGAGUCUCCCACAUGCCUUUUGGCGAACACCAAACGUGUUUGCUUAUUAUUUUCUUUAAGCAAUGGCUUUUUUCUGGCCACUCUUCUGUAAAGCCCAACUCUGUGGAGUGUACGGCUUAAAUUGGUCCUAUGGACAGAUACUCCAAUCUCCGCUGUGGAGCUUUGCAGCUCCUUCAGGGUUAUCUUUGGUCUCUUUGUUGCCUCUGAUUAUUGCCCUCCUUGCCUGGUCCGUGAGUUUUGGUGGGCGACCUUCUCUUGGCAGGUUUGUUGUGGUGCCAUAUUCUUUCAAUUUUCUAAUAAUGGAUUUAAUGGUGCUCCAUGGGAUGUUCAAAGUUUCGGAUAUUUUUUUAUAACCCAAUCCUGAUCUGUACUUCUCCACAACGUUAUCCCUGACCUGUUUGGAGAGCUCCUUGUUCUUCAUGGUGCCGCUUGCCUGGUGGUGCCCCUUGCUUAGUGGCGUUGCAGACUCUGGGGCCUUUCAGAACAGGUGUAUAUAUACUGAGAUCAUGUGACAGAUCAUGUGACACUUAAGAUUGCACACAGGUGGACUUUAUUUAACUAAUUAUGUGACUUCUGAAAGUAAUUGGUUGCACCAGAUCUUAUUUAGGGGCUUCAGAGCAAAGGGGGUGAAUACAUAUGCACGCACCACUUUUCCGUUAUUUUUUUUUUUCCCUGCCUCUCUUGGGAAAUUCGGACACUUCAGACACCCAAAUGAAAAUCCUUAAUACAGUUGAACAACAACUUGUAAUGCCAGGCGAAACUGCACACAUACCAUCACAGGCCCUCCCGAUCUCCCACCUUGGACAUCUCCUCCUACACACUGCUGCGACAUACCAACACUUUGCACUUAACUGCUGUAGCCGACCUCAACCAGCUCUAACACGGACACUCGAUAAGUCCAACGUGCACCUUGUCGUUAAACACUAUCAACUCAAAACUACACAAUCCUCUAUCCCAUGCUCCUGCACUCGUUCCAAUCUGGAUUCCGUCCACACACCAGGACAUCUUCACUUGAAAUGGAUCCGACUCACACUUAACUCUAACAGAAACUCAAUUCCCUCAACUGUGCCUGUCGGGAAAGCGACAAACCAAAGAUACAGUGUCUCUUUUCACCAAGUUGCACUGCACGGAACCCAUGCUUCACUUGAUUGACCACAAAUCACACCAACAUCACAAGUCCACUUUGGAUUUGUGCAUUAAUUGCAAGCAACAGCCAAUCAAAACGAAUGCGUUUGUCACAUGAUCCAUUCGAAGGUUCGGAAGUCCGGCCCAGUUGUCAUGUCAACAACACAGUGCUGCGGAACCGUGAUCAAGGUGGACAGAAGAGACAUUAACCAAAUGGGAGCUGUAUAAAAUAAAUACUGGCAUUAGGGCUAGUGAAGGUUUAUGUACAUGGUUUGGAAGUCAGUAGCUAGGUUUCCAUCCAAUUGGCGACAGAUUUUCAUGUGAAUAUUCUAGAAUCCGCAUAAAGAAAAUAUGUUCAGUUUCCACCAAAUGGACUUGUUGCAGAUAAAAUCAGUGUGUGAUGACAUAGUGCACACAAAAUGUACUUUUUCGCUGAAGUUUUCAUGUACUGAAUAAAAAUCUAAAGUUCGAUGUGUUUCAUUUGUAUUUCCAAGUCUACCGAUAGUUUUCUCACAAAAAUGGUUGCAUUAAAUAGCAAAUGUGCCUACUCUGGUCUUGGCACCUGCGCUCUAGCCUACAGCUCGCAGAUACAGUGUGGGUAGGCUGUGCGGGUUGUCUAGUCUACAUGGUGAGAUUAUUAUGGAUAAGAUCGAGAAUAUUUGUCAAAUGGCAGUUAAGCCUUGAUCAUCAUGUCACCAGAAUAAGACCCUCGAUAUUUAUUGAAAAGCAGCAUCAAGCUCAUCACCAUGUACUUUCACCACCCUGUGAAGUUCACCGUAACUUAUUUCCUCUGUAGCCUAAUAAACUGCAUGGUUUCCCAAGUCGUAGUGGGAGGACCACACACACGAUAUCAUCGCGUGACUCCAAAUCUACUUCGAUAUGAUGGUUUUUGGUUAAUUCAUGUAACAGCAAAGUUGCUUGAGAUGAUGUCACUUGCAACCUGCAAGUUGCUUUGUUUAGGGGUUCACAGGAUGUUGCACUCACCUUGGCUGUUGUCGAAUCCACAAGAUAAUUUUGCCACUAACCUUGGCUGUAGUCGAAUCCACAAUACUUUUUGGAUAUUUGAUGAUCAUGUUAGGUUCUAGAGUGCAACAUCCCUUUUGAUUUGAUUGUGGUAAAUUAGGGGGUGGACUGUAAUUUGUGUGAGAUUUUACAAUCAUUUCGGAACUGUCCGCAUAGAAAAACUAGGUCUCUCUCUCUCUCUGUGUGUGUGUGUGUGUGUGUGUGUGUGUUCUUUGUAUGAUCUUUUAUUAGCAAUGCUAUGACUACUUGUAGGUUGGAUGGAGCUCAAGGCUCUGUUCCUCUCUCUGUGAGUCAUCAAGUUGUCAUUUACCUUACUGGUAAUGGGUGGAUAUUCUCCACACAUAGCAAACACGGGUGCUAAGCUCACAGUGGCACUGUGCAUGCACGCACAAAUACAGACAGAGAGAGAGAGAGACUGGGGUUAACCUUUCACAAACACACAUUGAAGGUGGUACUGAAUCAACAUGAGGAGUCUCCAUAUCCCUUGUAAAGAAACGUAUUCAGUUUCUUAUUUGCGUUCGCAUUUGUUGAGGGUUAGUUAGUGGAAGUUAUCGACUGCUAAUUAUCUUUUUGCUAUUUACAGGUAUGUUUGAUUGAUGCUAUUAUACAAAUGUGAACAAACACAUGCAUGGUUCCAUUUUAUGGUGUUAUUGUUUUCCUGAACAUAGAUUUGCAGAACUUCCAAUGAUGUUGGUCCCUCUUUAAGAAAACUUUAAAUAUAGAUGUCAUCAGUGACUUUUAAGUGUUUUGUUUACAGAAUACAAAGUACACUUCUGUCCUGGGAUCCUGGUAAUGGCAAGCAAAUGUGUGAUUGAUGAGAGAAUAUCGCCCCCUCACAAAUUACCCCCAGCUAUUCCAUACUCUUGAAUGUCUCCAUUUCUGCAGCACUUCAGGUGGCCACACUAUGGGAAGGUCAUCAAGGGUGAGGUUCUCUCUGUCAGUGUGUACAACUGCAGCAAGGUUUUCAGCAACAGGUCAGUCUACAGAUCAUCUGACGUAACUGUGACAUGCAAGGCCACACAUAUCAAUAGUGGUUUAUCUUUCAAGUAAUCAUUCGAUAUCUCACUAUGGGAUACAUCUUUGGGGUGUCACCACUUCUGUCGAAGACAGACUGGCUGCGCUGCGACUGGGAGGGACCCUCCCCCUUUAUAAGUCGCUGCGUGCGAAAAAAGAGGCUAGCUAACGCUGCAAAGCUAAGAUAGCUAGCCUAGUUAACACUGCAAAGCGAGCUAACCAAGCUAGCUAACUCGUGAAGGCGAACUACCUACCGCUUCUAGCUAGUCCUACCCACCAACAGUGGAAUUGCUAUCCAGCGCCCUUGUUUAGUGCACCUAGCAUUCAGUCAUUUUGUGCUUACUGAACUGCCCAGUCCCACCUCACGGUGCUACGGUCAAAGGUUCUUGCAAGACCGGAGAAAGACGCCACACACGCGGCUUUCUUCGGCUAGCUUUGUGCUAGCUCAAGCUAGGCUACUAGCCCAUGAGGCGAACGCCAGCUAGCUAACUACCAGCUUAGCUAACUACCAGCUUAGCUAAAACUAAAGCCUCACAGCUAACGUUGUGCUUACUAAACUGACCAGUCCCACCUCAUGGUGCUAAGGUUUGAGAGACUCCAAAAGUGAAGGAAGACGCCACCCACAUUGCUUUCCCGCGGCUUAAGCUAGACUACUAGCUCACACAACUAACGUCAGCUAGCUAACUGUCAUCUAGUGACUGCUAGCUUAGCUCUCGUAUUUAGUUCACCUAGCAAUCAGUUGCUUUGUGCUUACUAAUUGAACCAGUCCCAUCACACGGUGAUCCGGUCUGAUGAGCGAAAAACAGGCUAGCUAACGCGUCAAGGUGAGCUGUGCCACUGCUAGCUUAGCUUAUGGGCCAAAGCCCACACGGCUAACGUCGGCUAGCUUACAUAGCUACCAAACUUUCUCCCUGCGAUAUGGCUGCCCUCACCCCUUCACAAGGCGACUCUAACAAGGCUAAGGACCCUGCACCUCAUCCGUGUGCAUGCAGGUCUUUGAUUUCAAACAAGGAUUCAUAUACCCUUUGUAUUGCUUGUCUGGGGGUCGAGCAGGGCCAAGCCUCGUUCGAUAACCCUGAAUCUUGCUCGCAUUUCCGUGUGUUGCCAGAGGAAAAAGUCUACAACCUUUUUUUUUACCAACAGAGUUCCUGUCAAGGGCUACUCUAGUUCGGACAUGUAUGGAAUAAAAUAGCUCAGACUGCUGACGGCUAGCUAAAUACGGCUAGCUUAGCUAAAUUAAAGCCCAUAGGCAAGGACAUGUUAAAACAGCCCCAGGCUAACACUAGCUGGGCUGACAUCACAGUUGCCACCAAGCACUGUUCCCACUCCAAGGGCACAGGGCCUUGUUUUUUAAGUGAAAAGGGUGACUCUCUAGAACGCCACCAGAGAGUGCCACCACACCAUCUCUGGUGAGCGCGAGUCAUCAGUCUUGUGGACAGCUCACUGCCAAAGGGGAGAAUUGAUGCACAUGCGCAGUUAAUCCCUGGGUGCUAUCCACGAUUACGAGGGGAUACAGGGUUCAGUUCGCUAUAAAACCACCCAUUUUCUUCUGGAUAAAUCUUCCAUCCUCAUCCGGAUCAGCUGGCCCUCUGGGCAUGCCCGUAAACUGAUUAAUCUAAAUCCGACAGGCCUGCCACUUAAAGUUGUUGCGGGUGCCAGGGCCCCUUCCACAUGUUCACUGUAUGACAAUAAGUGGCACGUGUUUGAGAGAUGGUGCGAUCUGCAACAGAUAAUUCCUUAUCAGUGCUCUGUAUCCGAAGUGUUAUGCUUUUUACAAAACAAUACAGUAGGAAAACAUCCACUUGUAUGUCAUUUUAUGAAGGGUGUGCGUCGUUUAUGCCCAGUUUCAAAGCCUUGAGUCCCGUCAUGGGACCCCAAAUCAAAUCAAAUUGUAUUUGUCACAUGCGCUGAAUACAACAGGUGUAGACCUUACCGUACCGACCCAUGGGGCGGCGCACAAUUGGCCCAGCGUCGUCCAGGUUAGGGGAGGGAAUGGCCGGCAGGGAUGUAGCUCAGUUGGUAGAGCAUGGCGUUUGGGCCACUAUAAUAUAUAUAUUUUUUUAAUGAAAAAAUAAAUAAUGUAUGCACUCACUAACUGUAAUUCGCUCUGGAUAAGAGCGUCUGCUAAAUGACUAAAAUGUAAAUGUAAAUGCUUACUUACAAGCCCUUAACCAACAAUGCAGUUUUAAGAAAAAUAAGAGUUAAGAAAAUAUUUACUAAAGAAACUAAAGUUUAAAAAGUAACACAAUAAAAUAACAAUAACGAGGCUGUAUAUACAGGGGGUACCGGUACCGAGUCAAUGUGCGGGGGUACAGGUUAGUCGAGGUAAUUGAGGUAAUAUAUUCAUGUAGGUAGGGGUAAAGUGACUAUGAAUAGAUAAUAAAGAGCGAGUAGCAGCAACGUAAGAAAAAGGGGGGUCAAUGCAAAUAAUCUGGUUAGCCAUUUGAUUAGCUGUUCAGCAGUCGUUGGCUUGGGGGUAGAAGCUGUUAAGGAGCCUUUUGGACCUAGACUUAGCGCUCCAGUACCGCUUGCCGUGCGGUAGCAGAGAGAACAGUCUAUGACUAGGGUGGCUGGAGUAUUUGGCCAUUCUUAGGGCUGGAAGCUUGGCCCCAGUGAUGUACUGGGCCGUACGCACUACCCUCUGUAGCGCCUUGAGGCGGUGAAUCAACCAGUCAGGAUGCUCUCGAUGGUGCAGCUGUAGACAUUUUUGAGGAUCUGAGGGCCCAUGCCAAAUCUUUUCAGUCUCCUGAGGGGGAAUAGGCAUUGUCGUGCCCUGUUCACGACUGUCUCGGUGUGUUUGGACCAUGAUAGUUUGUUGGUGAUGUGGACACCAAGGAACUUAAAGCUCUCGACCUGCUCCACUACAGCCCCAUCGAUGAGAAUGGGGGCGUGCUCGGCCCUCCUUUUCCUGUAGUCCACGAUCAUCUCCUUUGUCUUGAUCACGUUGAGGGAGAGGUUGUUGUCCUGGCACCACACUGCCAGGUCUCUGACCUUCUCCCUAUAAGCUGUCUCAUCGUUGUCUGUGAUCAGGCCUACCACCGUUGUGUUGUCGGCAAACUUAAUGACGAUGUUGGAGUCGUGCUUGGCCACACAGUCGUGUGUGAACAAGGAGUACAGGAGUGCAGGAGGGGACUAAGCACGCACCGCUGUCUAUUGUGCUCGAAGCUACAGUAUUUCACAGCAGCCUUUAGAGCCGAUGGAAAGCGUGAGUGCCUCUCUUUCAAAACUGCUUUGCUACUUGCCCUUACUUCUGCAAAGCAAGAAAUGUGUGAGCUGCAUGCAGUUCAUCACUCGUGCCUGCAAUUUGCCCUGGGGUUGCCUAAGGUCAGCAAAUUGUGCCUAAGGUUAGCAAAUUAUCCUACAAUUGCCUCAUAUUAGAAUGCUUUUCACCCACUGCCUUUCUCCUCUCUGGAGGAAGUACGGCUCCAUUGUUUCUGUCCAGCGCGCACUUUACGCAUCUAUAUGGACAGGAGGAGGGUUUUAAGGAGGAGAAACUAGCUUUUUGUCUCCUGGGCACCUCCUCACACAGGUAAACUACUCCGCAGUGCAACCUGUCAGACGUGGUGUAAUUCGUGCUUCAAUGGUGAUCACGCCCCGAAAGUGUUUCCCAUAGUGAGAUACCUCACUCUAUUAUCAGAGAACCUGGGUUACGCAAGUAACCAUACGUUUUGUGUAUAGGUUUUAUAGUAUGUUUAUUUUGUGACCAGCCUUUCUUCACUGAGGGGAAAAAUAAAUCCCAACAAAAGACAAAUGCUGAAUUUAAUCUAAUGUUUAAUUCAAUUGAUUUAUAUAAUAUGCUUAUAUGGAGGGGUGGCCCAAUGCUGUUUGACCGUGAUGUCUCCCUCAGGCUCCUGGGUAAAUUAAUCAUUAGUCUCCAGCAUGUGGUGACCGCUGGGAGACUGCUACUUCGAGAGCCACUGACAGACAGCAACUACAGCCAGACAAAUGUAAGUCAAACACAUACACCAGUGGAGGCUUCUGCAGGGAGGAUACGGAGAAUGAACCUCCCCUGUAAUGUGGAAGAAAUGUAUAUUUUUUAAACGAAUGAAAAAAGCAUCCUGGUACACACAUACACAACACACACGCAUACACAGGUUUAUUUAUCUAUAAAGGCACUUUUUAUACUUUAUAUGUUCAGAUAUACAUUGAGCUGGACGUACGAUACCACCCUGUGCAAGGUGCUGCCGGUGGAUGGGAGGGGGAGGAAUUCCUCAAUGUGGAAGACAAUGAUGAGUGAGUGAAAGAAUAGUAUGCAGAAUACUGCACCAUAUUUCUUCCACCAUAUUUGUCUAUACUUGAUAACAGAUUGCAUGCUCACCGACAUUGUUAUGUUCUUCCUAAUAAUGUUGAUGAAUUAAUAUAUCAUUAUAUUUCAAAAAAAUCUUCAAGUCACAUAUCAAACUCUCUCUCUCAUUUUCUCUCCCACCUUUCCCCGUUUCUCAGCUCAGGCCUUGUUAUCAGAAACUCUGGUUUUGCUGAGCCUGGGUAAGUCCUAGACACUGUAAUUGAGAUUGUUAUUGAGGAGUGCUCAAAUUUGAUUGAUUGAUGUCAUUCUGAGAUGAGAUCACAUUCAGUGAACUCUAGUCAUAUGGAACGUUUCUGUGGACGAUUUCUCAAGUUUGAGACAUUUUGUUCAUUUGUUUCUUAUUGUAUUUCAUAUGACAAUGAUCCAAACGAUGAUCCUUUGACUCAGGUUAAAGCAGAGUCUGCGACCCGAGAAACUCGACCGAGAGACCAGGAAAUUAGGGCGCGGUCUGGUCAAAACCGGGGACGAGGAUGAUGAAGACGAUGACGAGGAUGAUGACGAUUAUGACAUAUCAGACAUGGAGUCUGCCAACAUAACGUUCACUCCCAUUUUAAGGUGUUUUGUUUUUUUCUCUUGUUUCUGUAGAGGGACUUUUUUUAUUUUUUUUUAUUUUUUACACACAGUAGUUUUCGUUGAAAAAGUGUAUAUUUAUAUGUUGUCUGUGUUAUAUGUUUUAGUCGUUGCAGACCUCUUUCAAAGCAUGUGCUUGCCGCCACACCUCGAGUACAGAGCUUCCAGGUGAGUGAGGAAAGUUAUGGACGAGAAGGCAUAGGAACAGUUUCCCUCAACACCAUUAUUAAGAGAUGCUUAUGUCAACCUUUAAAACGCACUGGUUUAUGUAAUAUUUGACAUAAUGGGUUAUGUCACAUUCGACAUUGGUGGUUAUGUCACACAGUUAUGGCACAUUUAUGAAUCCUUUAUAGAGCGUGGCAUACAGUUCUAGAUGAUUUGUGACCCAUUUAUAUAGUGCUUUUGAAGCCUUUAUUAAUGCUUUAUAAGGACUUCAUAAAUGGCACUUCAUUUAAAGCGGGACAAAGUUGGGUCCAUCUAAUCUAAUCUUUAUGAUCACACCAUUAUUUGGUCCAUGGAAAACUUAAUUCAAGACCAGCAUCUUAAAGUCUCUUUCACUCUUUCUCUCAGGUUAAUGUGAAUGUGUUGGAGGCCCAGAAACUGGUGGGUGUGAACAUAAAUCCAGCCGUGUAUGUCAGAGUGGGAGAAGUGAAAAGGAAAACCGCUACACAGAAGUCCACCAACUGUCCAUUCUACAAUGAGGUGGUCUUUUUAACCCCUGAGUAUCAGGGGGUAUAGAAUAUACACUCAACACCAUAUGUAUUUGGACAGUGAAGCUAAAAUGUUAAAUGUGUCUUUAUACUCUAGCAUUUUGGAUUUGAAAUCAAAUGUUUCGUAUGAGGUGACAGUUCAGAAUGUCACCUUUUAUUUGAGGGUAUUUUCAUACCUUUUUCACCAGAUUAUGUUUUGCCCAAUAGGAACUGAAUGGUGAAUAAUGCAUUGUGUCAUUUUGGAGUCACGUUUAUUGUAAGUAAGAAUAUAAGAUGUUUCUGAACACUUCUACAUUCAUUUGGAUGCUAGUGCUACCAUGAUUAUGGAUAACCAUGAAUGAACUGUGAAUAAUGAUGAGUGAGAAAGUUACAUAGGCACACAUUUACAUACCCCCCCAAAAAAUUGUUUUAACCUCCCCUGUCAUCAUUAUUCAUGAUUCAUUCAUGGUUUUCUAAUCAUGACUUAUCAGGAUUAAUUUGUGUUCAGAAAUAUCUUAUCUACUAAACUUAGAAAGAAAAUUACUCCAUUCAUCAUUCAGCGAUCAGCUCCUAUUGGGCAAAACAUAACCCAAAACACAACUAAGACAAACUGCAAAUGCAUAAGUGAAUUUAUCCAAAUACUUAUGACUUCUUCAAACUAGAUAGUGCUUUCAUUUCUUAACAGUAAAACCGAUAUGUUUGAGAAUACCCUCAAAUAAUACCCUCGUGUGUAACAUUUGAUCUCAAAUCCAAAAUGGUGGCGUAUAGAGACAAAUAAAACAUGUUAGCGUCACUGUCCAAAUACAAUGAUGUUGUGUAAUAGAAUAAGAUACAUUAUUUUACAUGUGGAGGUAUCCAAGAUACUUUUUACUUAAGGUUUCAAUUCCCCACACAUUACUUAAAUGUUUCUUCCCUCUCUCAGAACUUCAUGUUUGAGUUCCAGGAGACACAAGAUGUGCUGUUUGAUAAAGUUAUUGAGAUAACGGUAAGUUGUAAAAAUAGUUUGUUGUAAGUCUGGACUUCACAUUUUUGAUUAUCAGAAUAUGAUUCAAUAUAUGUCAAUGUAAAGUGAAAGGAGGUAUCUUUGUCCUGAAGCCACAUUUGCACACUGGAACCACAGGAUCAUGUGGUAUGAUACAUAAUGUCCUGGGCUCACCGGAUCAGUUAAGAUAAUGUCAUGCUAUCCUUGGAUAUACUGAGCCUUUGUUUUACCACAUAGGUUGUUCACAAAAAGAUGCUGGGAUUUAUGAUGACACUUAUCGGCACCUUCAAAAUUGACAUCAGCACUGUCUACAGUCAGCAAGGUAAACAAUAUAUGACACAAAAACUUGGAAGCAUGUAUAAAAGGGAAGAUAAAUCUGUGGUUCCCUGAUAAGAUUAUGAUUUAAAGGUUAAAGGGCAUAGUCCUUAUUCUUUCAAUAUUGUAAUUUUAGUCAUUCUUUUUGACAUCACUACUCAAUAAAAGUAUCAGCCUUGUAUUUUUUUACUCAUAAAGAAGUAUCUCUUUCUGUCGCAACAGAUCACAGGUUCUACCAGAAAUGGGCUCCCCUUACUGAUCCCAGUGACACCCGGACAGGGAUAAAAGGUUUCGUGAAGUGCACCUUGAGUGUUGUGAUGAAAGGAGACGCAAUGGGAAUGCCCAGUUUGCCCAAUUUAGGCAGUCAGAACAAUGACAUUGAGAAGUGAGUCAUAGCUUUUUCUUGAAGGAACCUCCUAAGACAAAUGCUGAACAUUUUAUUAGCCAUGUAGACCACUCCUUGGUGGGUGGUGUUUAUAACUCACUUUAAGCUAUUGCUUGAAUUCAUUGGCUGAUUUCCCAUUUGGUUUUUUUCUUCUGCCUGUAUUGUUAAUUCAUUCAUUCAAAAAAAAUGAAAUAUUGAUGCAGGAAAGCUUUUAGAUAACUGAUCACUAUUCCUGGACUUGCCUUUCUUAAUUGCCUGAGGGGAUAAGUCAAGUUGUAUUGAUUUGAAUUGAAAUUGGGCUCAUGUUGCUCUCUGUGUAGGAACCUGCUCUUGCCCAAGAGAAUGCCAAUGGAGAGGCCCUGGGCCAAGUUCCUGGUGAAGAUCUACAAGGCAGAAGGCUUGCCCAGUAUGAGUGCUGGCUUCCUGGGUGGCCUCUCUAAGAUGAUGCGGGACAAGAAGGUCUUCAUUGACCCUUACGUGCAGGUCACAUUCGCAGGCCAACAGGUACAGGUGCAGGUUCUUUUAGAUGUUGGAUAUCAAGGUUUUGGUCAAUUCCAUUUAAAUUCAGUCAAUUCAGGAAGUAAACUGAAAUUCCAAUUCCAUUGGAAUUCAAAACCGAUUUCGGUCGCAUUCAUAUCACAAAUAUUCUAUUAAAUGGUUUUGUUUGUUUUGUGAGUCAUUAGUGCAGGUUUUCUGUUGUUGUGCCAGUUCACAUAAAAAAAUACUAUAGUAUACCAUCUUUUUUUAUUUAACCAGGGAGUCAUGCUGAGACCACUGCCUAUUUUGCAGAUGAGCCCUGCAUUUAAAUACUAUAUUAUUCACUGUGGUGUUUUUGCAGACUAAAUUCAGCACACUUUAAAUCUUUGUUUCUUAACAAGCUCAGUCAUAUGUUUUCUAAACAAUAAAUCAUUGUCAAUCUACAUACCAAGGUAUUUGUAUAUAGGGACUCGUUCGAUUAUAGAACCAUCCAAUGAGUAAAGAUAUAAUCCAGCUGAGGCAAUCUUACAUUAACUUGAAUACAACGUAUUCGUUUUUUGCACGUAUUAAGUACGAGUUUUAAAUCAGUAAGGGCUUCCUGCACAACUGCAAAAUCGGACUGUUGCCUUGUCACAGCCAGGUCAAUUGCGUACAUAAUAGUAUGAUCUGCAUAUAGAUUAUUAUUUUUAUUUUUUUUACGGAUUGACCAAUAGCAUUUAUAUAAAUAGUGAAAAUAACAGGUCCUAGUAUCGACUUCAAGAAAUUCGGACUUAAAGGACAAUUCCACCCAAAAACGAUAUUUUGGUAUUUGUUUCAUUAGUCCAUUGUUGACAUAGUCCCAAAAUGUUUUGCUUGUCAGCAAUCAAGUUUUCAAAACAAAUACCAAAAGAUUGUUUUUGGGUGGAGUUUUCCUUUAACCCCAUCAAUCAUGAUGGCCUGAGUUCUGCCACUAAAAUAAUCAUGAAACCAUGAAAAGGCGUCAGAGCUCAGGCCUAUCGAGGACAACUUGUUCAAUUAAAUAGCACAAUCAACAGUAUCAAAAGCCUUUGACAAGUCCACAAACAAAGCAGCACAUUUCAUUUUAGUGUCUAAAGCAUUGAUAAGAUCAUUAACAACUAAAGGGAUUGCUGUAAUAGUACUAUGCCCAGGCCUAAACCAUGAUUGGUUUACAUUCAAAAUUAAUUUCUCAGAUAAAAAAGAGCAAAGCUGUACCAAGGAUUCAAGAAUCUUAGCUAGACAACGAAGCCUUGAAAUGGGGCUAUAAUUAAGAUCACUACUCUCCCCGCCCUUAUGGAGUGGCGGCACAAGAGCUGAUUUCCAUACUUUUGGAAUAUUUCCUGAUAACAAUGUAAAUAAAGAAAAGUGGGUGAUUGCGCUAACAAUAAUGGCCGCUGCACACUUUUUUUCAUGUGGGAUGUCACUUCAGUGAAAUGCUUUCACAUGUUUACCAAGACCCAUUAUUUCACCUAUACCUGGUCUCAUACAAGCCAUCUAUGUCCUCCCUGUGAUAUGCUUGUGUUUCUAUGUCUCAACUCCCACUGAUACAUCCACAACACUCACUCUUACAAUACACCUACUAUUUGUUUACUGGGUUGUGGUCCCUUUAUUUGUACAGUACACUCUGCCUUUCUUGGUGAGGUAAUGGAAAACACACUACUGUUUCCAAACCAAUGGAGUGUGUCACUGUGGCUUAUCACCUCAUUCACAUCACGGCACAACCCUAUAUUUCCUUUCCUGCAUUCCUUCUCUUGAUGUACUGUAAGAUUAGCACUGAACUGCUUUUGGGAGUUUUAUUAUUGAAAUCAAAUAAUUAACCUUUAUUUAAAAUUAAAUGAGCCUGAUUUGUAUAAUUUAAUUGUAAGACCUACAGUAUGUGAAUUUAUCAAUGGACUGCACCAAUUGAGAAAUACUGCUUUUUAUCAAAGGGUGAGACAUCAGUAGAGUCCAACACCAACACUCCUGAGUGGAAUGAGCAGAUCUCUUUCAUCGAGCAGUUUCCUCCCCUUGCCCGGCGAAUCAAAGUGCAGAUCCUGGACGAUGCCAACAUUGGCGAUGUGGCAGUGGGAACACACUUUCUUGACCUGCAGCAAAUCUCCAACCCCAACAGAAAUGGUAGCGUAUGCAGCAGAACACCUAAACUCUCAUUUUAGCAGACUACUAUCGACAUAGCUUCGGACUACAAGUAGGAUCCUGACCACAAUUAGGAUCUUGAUGGGACAUUGGUCUUAGAUGGAUCCUAGUUGCGUGAGGUUCCAGUGCCUGCUGUCCGAAAUCAAUACAGACCUAAAGUGUGAACGGUUUCACCAAACAAAUGUCCCUUCAACAAAGGCAUAUCCAUAAUCUCUAGGAACAAGACUUACCACCAGGCAGUUUUAAGUUGUCAGGCUUGAAAAUCAGUUCAGCCAUUUUCACACAGUGAGUCGCUACCCAAACCAGCUCAAACCAGACACAUCUGGUUUCAAGUGGCCAAGUCACGUGAUGUGAUCUUCUACUGCGAUUUAGUGGACGCACUUGGAAUUGGACAUGAGAUCUGAUUACAUCAGUGAAAAGGUUACGACUUCAGCUUUUCUUCUAUGUACAGUACCAGUCAAAAGUUUGGACACACCUACUCAUUCAAGAGUUUCUUUAUUUUUACUAUUUUCUACAUUGUAGAAUAAUAGUGAAGACAUCAAAACUAUGAAAUAACACAUAUGGAAUCAUGUAGUAACCAAAAAAAGUGUUAAACAAAUCAAAAUAUAUUUUAUAUUUGAGAUUCUUCAAAGUAGCCACCCUUUGCCUUGAUGACAGCUUUGCGCACUUUUGGAAUUUUCUCAGCCAGCUUCACCUGGAAGGCUUUUCCAACAGUCUUGAAGGAGUUCCUACAUAUGCUGAGCACUUGUUGGUUGCUUUUCCUUCACUCUGCGGUCCAACUCAUCCCAAACCAUCUCAAUUUGGUUGAGGUCGGGUGAUUGUGGAGGCCAGGUCAUCUGAUGCAGCACUCCAUCACUCUCCUCCUUGGUCAAAUAGCCCUUACACAGCCUGGUUGUGUGUUGGGUCAUUGUCCUGUUGAAAAACAAAUGAUAGUCCCACUAAGCGCAAACCAGAUGGGAUGGCGUAUCGCUGCAGAAUGCUGUGGUAGCCAUGCUGGUUAAGUGUGCCUUGAAUUCUAAAUAAAUCACAGACAGUGUCACCAGCAAAGCACCAUCACACCUCCUCCUCCGUGCUUCACAGUGGGAACCACACAUGCAGAGAUCAUCUGUUCACCUACUCUGCGUCUCACAAAGACACGGCGGUUGGAACCAAAAAUCUCACAUUUGGACUCAUCAGACCAAAGGACAGAUUUCCACCGGUCUAAUGUUCAUUGCUCAUGUUUCUUGGCCCAAGCAUGUCUCUUCUUAUUAUUGGUGUCCUUUAGUAGUGGUUUCUUUGCAGCAAUUCGACCAUGAAGGCCUGAUUCACGCAGUCUCCUCUGAACAGUUGAUGUUGAGAUGUGUCGGUUACUGAACUCUGUGAAGCAUUUAUUUGGGCUGCAAUUUCUGAGGCUGGUAACUCUAAUGAACUUAUCCUCUGCAGCAGAGGUAACUCUGGGUCUUCCAUUCCUGGGGCGGUCCUCAUGAGAGCCAGUUUCAUCAUAGCGCUUGAUGGUUUUUGCGACUGACCUUCAUGUCUUAAAGUAAUGAUGGACUGUCAUUUCUCUUUGCUUAUUUGAGCUGUUCUUACCAUAAUAUGGACUUGGUCUUUUACCAAAUAGGGCUAUCUUCUGUAUACCGCCCCUACCUUGUCACAACACAACUGAUUGGCUCAAACACAUUAAGAAGGAAAAAAAAAUCCACAAAUUUACUUUUAACAAGGCACACCUGUUAAUUGAAAUACAUUCCAGGUGACUACCUCAUGAAGCUGGUUGAGAGAAUACCAAGAGUGUGCAAAGCUGUCAUCAAGGCAAAGGGUGGCUACUUUGAAGAAUCUCAAAUAUAAAAUAUAUUUUGAUUUGUGUAACAUGUUUUUGGUCACUACAUGAUUCCAUAUGUGUUAUUUCAUAGAUUUAUUGUCUUCACUAUUAUUCUACAAUGUAGAAAAUAGUAAAAAUUAAGAACAACCCUGGAAUGAGUAGGCCUGUCCAAACUUUUGGUACUGUAUAUACUAUAAUUCCUGUAAGAUGAAAAAUAAAGGCAAGGCUCAUUGUACAAGCCCUACACUUUUAAAAUGGCUGUGUUCCUAUGGGAACUGUGCAUGUUUAGAGCGCCACCAUUAGUUAAAAGAUAGAUAUAUUUUUCCCCUCUUUAAAAAAUCUACAAUCCUUUAAAAUGGUAAUGAACCCUUUUGUUACAUUGUUUGCUAGCUCAGCUGGUUAGCUAGCUCUCAGUCUUAUUGACCACCCAACGUUGCUAACGCUAGCUACCUAGCUAAUUAAUAUUUUUUCGAAAUGUAUGUUAGGUAAGUUAGUCAUGUUAUAAAUACAACUCUCAUCUGCUGUCGACAUCAGGAUAUGAUUUGAGAGCACCAGUUAGCUCCAAAAGUGGUUAGUAACUUUGGCUGCAUACUGACAGUGCAUUCAGAGCCAUCCAGUGGCUAGCCACACUACAACCUUCAUUUAAAAUCCACUAGUGCAUCAAUCUAAGUAACAUAAUAAAAAAAUCCCCAUCAAAAUCUGUCAGUUUAAGCUAGAGAUAGCAGGGUGGUAAGGUGGCCGAGCUACAGCAGUGAUUGUCAGACCAUGAGACAUCCCGAAAAUCGGUCUUCUCACGAAAACGUCCAUAACAUCCGAACGGUUUGGCUCUAUGACCCCCACAAGUGUCACAGGACUCAUAUGCAGGUAACCCAUACAAAGGAAUGAAAGUAUGGAGGUAAAUAUGGGGUUAAAUAUGUGUAAAAAAAAAACUACAAAUAUUUCCGGAGGUUUCUUAUAUCUCCUAGAUAUAGGUCAGACCAGGGCUGGCCCUGGACGUUCUGCCUCCCUAGGCGAGAAGAAAAAAGAGACUGUGCCUCUUUUCUCAUUCAUUUUUUAAAAAUAUUUGCUUCCUGAUAGUUUUUGUCUCUUAGGCAUGGUAGCAAAUUGUUUCAAUUCUCUAUAGCUUACUUUUAGCUAAAUUUCUAUCCACUAUUAGUAGCUAGCUAACAUUAACAGGCUAGGUUAGGCUACUGCCUUAUUCACUAAUCAUCUUCAUCAUACACAAACAUAAAAAACAAAACAAUCAUUUAAUUGGCAGAUUCAUUUUUAUUAAUGUUUCACAAUUGGAUAAUCCCAUAUAAACACACAUCACCAAAGCUACCCAAGGAUAGUGGGAGUGAACUUCGGGAGAAGCGGGAAUGGGGUGAGGGAAGGAACUGCAGCUACGCUAUGAGUUGGUGGCUGGGGUGCUGUCGGCGGUGUAGCAGCCGAUCAGGGGUGCCAAAGGGCGGCAGCCAAUUGUCAAAAUGCCGCCCCAAAUUCAAGUGCCGCCAUAGGCGGAUGCCUAAUCUUGCCUAAUGGGAGGGCCGGCCCUGGGUCAGACACUUCAAAACCUUAUUCCAUAUGAUUUAAUUUUUAACUGUAUUUUUUGCCAUUUAUGAAUGUGCUUUUCAAUGUGAUUCUAUGGGCUAUUGUAGUAAAAGCCAAAUUCAAUAUUUUAUCAAAUACUUUUUAAAUAUUUUUGAUUUAAUACAUAAAGGGGUCCUACAAUUCUAAAUCAAAUAGCUAAAUGAUCCAUGGUAUGACCAUCUUAAAACAAUUCCAUACUUUAUGUUAGCUUAGUAUCCCACCCCUCCUCCAACAGCUUAUACUUUUAGCGGUUUUAACCAGGAUCCCAUGAAGCAAUUGUAAUGACAGUCCACCACAACAUAUGAGAGUCUCCUGAUUACCAAGGGGUAAUGUUUCAUUUCAUUGUGUAUUAAAAUCACAGUUUGAAAUGGGCUUUGGGGGAAAAUGUUGACCGAGGUUGCAACAUUAACCAAGGUGGGCUGGGUUUAGUGAAUGGUCAAUUGGUAUAGGGUGACCACAUGUCCCAGAUUGUGUGGGACAAUCUUGCAUUUUGGCUCUUUGUCCCGUGACCCGCAACCAAUCAAUCAUGUCCGGUGUUUGAUCAACUAAUUCAAACACCACUAAUUUAGAAGAAAAGGUAGAUUUUUCUCGUAUUUCCAGCCUGGUUUCAUCGAUUAGUCUUACAUAGUAAACGAAAGAACGGCACAUUCAAAUUAGUAUGAUAUGUUAUGUUUGGUAUGGUUACAUAAGACAAAAGGUUACUUAAGGCAAAAACGAAAGUAGGGUGGUGACGCGAACGUCUAGCAACCCAAAGGUUGCAUGUUUAAAUCUCAACACAAACAACUUUAGCAUUUUAGCUAAUUAGCAACUACUUACUACUUUUUAGCUACUUUGCAACUACUUAACAUGUUAGCUAACCUUUCCCCUAACCUUAACCCCAAGCCUAGCUAACGUUAGCCACCUUGCCACCUAGCUAACCCUUAACCACAACAAAUUUGAAUUCGUAACAUAUCAUACAAAUUCGUAACAUAUUGUACAAAUUGCAAUUCGUAACAUAUCGUUUCAAUUGCAAUUCGUAACAUAUCAUACAAAUUGUAAUUCAUAACAUAUCAUACGAAAUGGUUGAUGGACAUCCACAAAUUAAUACAUACCAUACUAAUUGGAGUACCCUAGAUGUACUUUUAUUAUGUUAUACAUCUACCCCUGAGUCCAGGUUGGUAUUUCAGUCAGACAUUCCAACCUGCCUCUUGCUUAUGAAAAUAUAUAUAUCAUAAGGUAGGCCUACUGGUGAUGUUAAUCGUUGUUAACCCUUUAACCUUAAACCUAACCUUAACCCCUAACCACGAAUUGUAAUUCGUAUCAUAUCAUACGAAAUGGAUGAUGGACAUCCACAAAUUAAUACAUGCCAUACAAUAUCACACAAAUUGGAGUGUCCCGGAUUUACAUUUACUAUGUUACGUAACCCUGAGUGCAGGUUGAAAUUCCAGCAACAUUUGGAGAGGACAGUUAGCUGGCCUAACUACUUACAAAAAGUGUGCUUCUGACUAAGAGCUACAAAAGUAAGUACAUAGUCGUAUUAGACUGAAAGAUAAGGUAAUUUCGUCAAGCUCUCCAUGCUCAUUAGUUGCUCAUUCAACAUAUUUGCUGCUACUUUACUCAAUCCCAUUUCAAAAGCCUCCAUUCCUAACUGUUUUACAUUCCCUGAGACCAACCAGAAAUGUUUCCUUGGCAAAAUAUUCCCAGAUUUUCAUAAAACGGCCACGUGGUGUCUCAUUUCUGCAUCACCAAAUUUUAUGCAAGGCAAAAUACUAGGACUUGGUGCUCAUCAAUUAGCUUGUUUGGUGCAGCGGGAGCAGGGGUGCAGUGCUGCAGGGGUGCAGUGCUGCAGGGGUGCAGUGCUGCAGGGGUGCAGUGCUGCUUGAGCGCACUACACCCUCCCAAUGGUGCUCCGACACUUCUCACAAUGGUGCUCGUUUAGUAAAGUUAGAUCAAAGCUGAAUCAAUGUCUUGGAAGAUCAUAUAAUGAUUCAUUAGUAUUCUACAUAACAGAACCAAAUACAAUAGCUUAGCCUUACUGUUACACCAAAAACACCACCUAAUUUCUUAUGAGAUUUUAGAAUGAUUAGCCGAAUAGUCAAACAAUUAUUCUCAUGCGUCCAAAACUCAACAGCGUGCGCCACUAGGCAGAAUGUGCUUUGAUUGAAACAAAAUACAGAAAGGCUAUAUAGUUUGUUUACACCAUCUGCUCUAAUUUGCUUACAAAACAGUAAUUCAAGAAGAUCUAAAUGCAUAUUCCCAUAAAAAUUAUUGAUAUCAAAUGAUUGGCAUGCAGAUGCAGUUUGGAUGUUUCACAGUAAAACGUGAGGAAUUAUCAUUUUGAAAUUAGGUAUGCCUAAUUUGGGGUUUGAGGGUAUCUAUCAAUUUUAUUUUUUGACUAUGUUUGGGCAUGGGCAGACGUUGCAAUUUAUGCAUUUUAUGCAUCCUCCAAAGGGGGGAGUGCUGCCCCCAAAAAAUAUUCAUGUAGGAUACACUGUCCCGCGAAUGUCCCGCAAAAUCAUCCUGUUGUCCCGCAUUUGGGUAUUUUAAAUGUGGUCACCCUAAAUUAGUGAUAUAUUUUAUUUAAAACCUAGACUUUCAAAUAUUUUAUUCCCCAACAUGGGGACAAUAAAUAAAUAAAUAUAUAAUUAAAAAAAUAAUUAAUAGCUUUUCAUUACCUGCUGUUGCUCUGGCUCUGUAAUAGUCAAGUUGUGGCUGACACCUGUAUCAGAAUCCCACGGUUCUUACCUUUCUAACAGUACUAAGCAUGUGUUGGUAGGACUUAUACAAUUUAAAUGUAUCUAAUGAGUCAGAGUUUAACAGGUUGCCUGGUGGUAAGUAUUGUUCUUGGAGAUUAUGGAUAUGCCUUUGUUGACAGGAAAAAUGUUUUUUGGGUGAAACCGUAUACUUUAGGUCUGUAUUGAUUUCAGACACCAGGCGCUGGAGCCAUGUUGCGGUCCGAAGCUACUAUCGACAGAAUGAUAAAGGUUUUUCUUGGGGGAAGGGAUUUACUAUAAAAAUAUUGGAAAUGUUUUAAGUAACACUUACCUUAUAAUACCUUCUUCAUAAUGCACAUUUAUAAUGUAUUAUGCAUAAUGAUGUGCAUGCACAACAUAGGUGUUUAUAACUGCUGAUAAAGAUCUUUAACUACAUCCCAAGAUAAUUACAACCAGGCUGUAUAAUCAGGGGUUCCACCCUCUUCGUCAAUAAAAAUGUAUCACAAUGUUAAUUACAAUGAUUUAAUAUAGGGGAUUAUAACACUUGGUUCAUUAGGCAAUAUGUUGCCUGUUCAUAAUGCUGUAUGAAUAUAAUUAAAUUACGGUAUUAUUAUGCUGUGUAUUAUAUUGCAUUAUGCAUAGCUCAUAACAUUAAUGCACUUAUAAUGCAUUAUGGAGAUGGUAUUUGUAGGAAGUGUUACCAUCUUUGGUCCUGUCCAUUGCAAAUUUGAUGUAAACAUCCAUCUGUCAAUUAUACUGUAUCUCUCAGUAAUGACAUUAUCAUUCCCCUGUCUCUCUGGUGUGGUCUCCCUGGGUUCAUCCUCUCCAUCCUCUCCAGGGUUCAACCCCACCUUUGGCCCGUCCUGGAUCAACCUGUACGGCUCCCCUCAGAACUCUGCCCUGGGCGACAUCCACCAGGUUCUGAACGAAGGUCUGAGCGAGGGCAUCUUCUACCGGGGUCGCAUACUGCUGUCUCUCAGCGUGGAGGUCUACUCCUCCCCCAACACUGCUGCCGUGGAGAGCAGCAAGGCCACAGCCAGUGUCAGGAGCGCCCUUGGCAAGCUCUCCCUCAGGAAGAAGAGCCGGAAGUCCAAGCAAAAGAAGGAGGAAGGUAGCGAACAGUUAUUGUGCAAGUUACAAUGGUUGUUGUAUUUUGGGUUGCUGUGUAGUAUGUUGUUAGUUGGUCUGUGUGAUGUUGUUUUAUGGUAUAGUGCGGGGUCAUCAGUUAAAGGCUAAGUAUAGGAAGGGAUAGGUUGUUCUGUGAGCUUUGGUGAUUUGUUGUUGUUGUUGUGAUGUAUAGCAGCACCGGGCCCUAGUGGGCCUGCAGAGGAGUCUGAGGAAGCAGGUACAGAGGUACCCGGAGCUGUGACUGUGGAGGUGGAGGAGAUUCAUCCCCUGCCUGAGGUCAGCACCGCCUACAUCCCCCAGAAACCUCACACUAUAAUAAACCCACUCUGACAUACCAUUUGCGGCAUUAUUAUUGCCUGAUUGUUUAAGAUUGAGUAUUUAAGACCCCUCUUCUUGUGUUCUUGUUACAAUAGACUACCUGGUGCAUUUGACGACUUGUCUUAUUUUGUCUUGCAGAAUUUCUUUGGAGAAAAGGAUGAAUUUUUGCUGUUCGCAUCACUCUUUGAAGUGACCAUGAUUGAUCCCAUCAUUGGAAGCAAGCCAGUGACCUUUGAGUUGUCCAUUGGUAAUACUGUGACAUUUUGCCCACUUUUUCAAGAUAAGAAACUAGAGAUUGCUGGGAUUAGUGUUAAGUUCAUUAGCCAUCAUCUAACUAUAGCCUAUGUUAAUGCACUGGUGGUGCAGUUACAUCGACCUUGAAGUGUUGCAAUACAGGUUAACCUUUCAGUGCCCAUAAUUGUUUUUCUAUCAAACAUGGAUUUUGUCAAGGUCUUUUCACUGAGAUAGAUUCUGUGUGAAGUGUAUUUUUGGUACGUGAACAGGGAACUAUGGGAAGGCAGCGGAGGUGGUGGUGAGGCCAAAGAAGACUCAGAGCAGAGAGGAUCUCAACAGUGAGAGACAAUCUCUGUUGGAAUCAUCAGAAGAUGAACUGGAGAGGGAGGAGAUUCCAAGCCCAAGCCCUGGGCCACAGGACAGUUCUGUCACUGCUCCAAGAAGACCACAGUUUACAGAGUAUGACAGGUAACUCAAAGUCUUAUUCAUCUGGUAAAAUAUAAACAGACUAACUAACAAUGGAUGCACCCCAGCCAUCUUCCAGAUACCAGGGCAGUGUAAAUCUUUUUUUUUUUUUUUUUUUACAUUUACAGAUCAUUUAGCUGUGUCCCCAUGACAUAUGAGAAGCCUUGUAUGUUUCUGUGGACCCACUUUGAGGACCACUGCUUCCGUUACCACAAUGCUAACUGGCUGCACAAGAUGGCUGAUAGGCUGGUAAAUGCUCAGAUCUAAAUACUGUAACCUGUGCUUAACCUGUGACCUGAUCUUCAAUGGUUCCCUGGAAGCCGCAAAGAUACCGAUGUUGAUGGCUGUUCCCUCUUCAUUAGGAACAUGGCAUUGAUGAGGUGGAGAAACUUCUAAAGAGACCCAGGAGCAAUGCCAAGGAACGCUUAGGGGAGGUGCUUUUGGAGUUUGUCGCGAGUUGCAAGUGAGUUGCUACAGUACCAUCUCAGCAUUUGGAAUCAACAAGUGGACAACCUGCAGCCUUUUAGCCAAUUGCUUAGGUUGCCCUGAGGCUUUUAAAUGACCUUGUCUCUCACUGCCCUGAAGGCAGUACAACUCCAACUCAGAUAGGAAGACACCAGCGAAGCGCAACAACCUGGACAAAUUCCGCAAGGAGUUUAUCAAGAAGAACAUUGUGAGUGUUGCAAAAACAUGAGCCACUAAUCUCAUCCAUUAUUAUCUCAAUCCACAUUUUAUUAAAUUGUAUUAUAUCGAUACUAUGUUUCUAUCCUGUGAUAUGGUAUCUAUGAAAAGACACACACAGGUACAGACACAUGCAUACGCACACACACGUACAUCGUAAUAUUGUUGUAUGGUGUAUUAUGGAUUUUGUAUUGUAGAUAUGUAGUGGUGUAAUAAGGUUAUAUAAUGUACUGUUUUAUCUUUUGUUAUGUGUGAUGUACAGUAAGUGCCUUAAUGUGUUUGGACCCCAGGAAGAGUAGCUGAUGCCUUGGCAGCAGCUAAUGGGUGUCACGAUCGUUGGAAGAAGCGGACCAAGGCGCAGCGUGAUAAGCGCACAUUCUUUUAUUACGUGUAGUACACAACUCACAAACAAAAACAACAAACCAAACGAUACGUGAAGUCCUAGGGUUAAACACAAACCUUACGGAUCAAGAUCCCACAAUUAACAUGUGCCAACAGGCUGCCUAAGUAUGGUCCCCAAUCAGAGACAACAAGCUACAGCUGUCUCUGAUUGGGAACCACCCUGGCCAUCAUAGAAACUAAACGAUCUAGAACACAACAUAGAAAACUAUAACAUAGAAACUAACACCCUGGCUCAACAUUAACGAGUCCCCAGAGCCAGGGUGUGACAGUACCCCCCCCCCCCCCCCCCAAAGGCGCGGACUGCGACCGCGCCAACCAAACACCACAGGGGAGGGGCCGGGUGGGCAUUCCGCCUCGGAGGCGGAUCCGGCUCCGGGCAUGACCACCACUCUCUCUCUCGCCCUCGUGGUCUGGCCCUGCUGGCCGGAGCUGGACUGAACACCGGUGGAGCGGAUUACUCUGGCUCCGCAGUGGAGCAGCUGACCGGUGGAACAGGCACGGGCCGUGCCGGACUGACGACGUGCACCACUGACUUGGUGCGGGGAGCAGGAACGGGCCGGACCGGGCUGACGACGCGCACCACUGGCUUGGUGCGGGGAGCAGGAACAGGCCGAACCGGGCUGGCGACGCGCACCACUGGCUUGGUGCGGGGAGCAGGAACAGGUCGGACCGGGCUGGCGACGCGCACCACUGGCUUGGUGCGGGGAGCAGGAACAGGCCGGACCGGGCUGGCGACGCGCACCACUGGCUGGGUGAGGGGAGCAGGAACAGGCCGGACCGGGCUGGCGACGCGCACCACUGGCUUGGUGCGGGGAGCAGGAACAGGCCGGACCGGGCUGGCGACGCGCACCACAGGCUUGGUGCGAGGGACAGGAACAGGCCGUAACGUACUGGGAACACACCCCACUGGCCUUGUGCGGGGACCAGGAACGGGCCGGACCGGACUGGUAACACACCCCAGUACCUCUCGCCGUGCCUCUACACUCUCCUUCUCCCUCGUGACCAGUGGCCCCCGUAACCUGGCGGCCUCCUCUGCAAACCUGCCGAACCGCUCUAUCGCGGCCUCCCGCUGCCUCGCCGUCCACGGUGUGAGCCCCCCCCCUAAAAAUGUAUUGGGCUUGUCUCUCCCCCGUGAACAUGGCCUCCAUGGCUCUCGCCAGACUCUCACUCUUCUCCUCCCAAGUCCAUCCUCUCUCCUCUUCACACUGCUUGAUCCAGUCAUGGUGGGAUCUUCUGUCACGAUCGUUGGAAGAAGCGGACCAAGGCGCAGCGUGAUAAGCGCACAUACACAACUCAUGAACAAAAACAACAAACCAAACGAUACGUGAAGUCCUAGGGUUAAACACAAAACUUACGGAUCAAGAUCCCACAAUUAACAUGUGCCAACAGGCUGCCUAAGUAUGUUCCCCAAUCAGAGACAACAAUCUACAGCUGUCUCUGAUUGGGAAACACCCUGGCCAACAUAGAAACUAAACGAUCUAGAACACAACAUAGAAAACUAUAACAUAGAAACUAACACCCUGGCUCAACAUUAACGAGUCCCCAGAGCCAGGGCGUGACAAUGGGGGUCCCUAAUAAAUACAAAUACAAAUCUCCUCUUUCCUCAGAUUGUCCUAGCCAAGCAGUCUCUGCGAGUGAAGCGGAAGGUGACCAGACGUACAGUGAAGGAAAGACUGACAGACGCCAAGAGGAUCCUAAAGAGGCUACAACUCCUGAUGAAAGAAGUGAGUCGAAACGGGGGCUUUGCGGGGAUGGGAUUGGGUCUUUCAAUCAAAUGUAUUUAUAAAGCCCUUUUUACAUCAGCAGAUGUCACAAAGGGGACAGCCAGGAGUCAUCAGGCCAGAUAGUCCUGAGGCAUAGUCCUGAGGCAUGUCCUAAUGCUCAGGUCCUCCGGGAGGGGAGGGGGAGAGCGAAAAAUGGGAGAAUUAGGAGCACACUUAAGUUCACACCGGACACCAGAUAAGACAGGAGAAUUUCACCAGAUAGGACAGACUGACCCUAGCCCCCCGGCACAUAGACUAUGGCAGCAUAGAUACUGGAGGCUGAGACAGGGGUGGGGUCUAGGGACACUGACUUCGAUGAUACCCCCCAGAUAAGGCAAUCCAGGCAGGAUAUAACCCCACCCACUUUGCCAAAGCACAGCCUCCACACCACUAAAGGGAUAUCAACAGACCACCAACUUACUACCCUGAGACAAGGCUGAGGAUAGCCCAUGAAGAUCUCCUCCACUGCACGAGCCCGAGGGGGCACAAAACCGGACAGGAAGAUCACGUCAGUGACUCAACCCACUCAAGUAGAGUAUAGCGAAGAAAGCCUGGCACAACGUGAUGCACCCCUCCUAGGGACAGCAUGGAAGAACACUAGUAAGCCAGUAACUCAGCCCCCUUAAUAGGGUCAGAGGCAGAGAAUCCCAGUGGAGAGGGGAGCCGGCCAGGCAGAGACUGCAAGGGCGGUUUGUCACUCCAGUGCCUUGCCAUUCACCUUCGCACCCCUGGGCCAGACUACACUCAAGCAUAGGACCUACUGAAGAGAUGAGUCUUCAGUAAAGACUUAAAGGUCGAGUCUGCGUAUCUCACCUGGAUAGGCAGACCAUUCCAUAAAAAUUUAGCUCUAUAGGAGAAAGCCCUGCCUCCAGCUGUUUGCUUAGAAAUUCUAGGGACAAUAAGGAGGCCUGCAUCUUGUGAUCAUAGCUUACAUGUAGGUAAGCACGGCAGGACCAAAUUGAAGAGAUACACUACAUGACCAAUAGUAUGUGGACACCUGCUCGUCGAACAUCUCAUUCCAAAAUCAUGGAAUGUUCCACUAGAUGUUGGAACAUUGCUGUGGGGACUAGCUUCCAUUCAGCCACGAGCGUUAGUGAGGUCGGACACUGAUGUUGGGCAAUUAGGCCUGGCUUGCAGUCGGUGUUCCAAUUCAUCCCAAAGGUGUUCAAUGGGGUUGAGGUCAGGCCUCUGUGCAGGGCGGUGAAGUUCUUCCACACCGAUUUCGACAAACCAUUUCUGUAUGGACCUCGCUUUGUGCACGGGGCAUUGUCAUGCUGAAACAGGAAAGGGCCUUCCCCAAACUGUUGCAACAAAGUUGGAAGCACAGAAUCAUCUAGAAUGUCAUCGUAUGCUGUAGCAUUAAGAUUUCCCUUCACUGGAACUAAGGGGCCUAGCCCGAACCAUGAAAAACAGCCCCAGACCAUUAUUCCUCCUCCACCAAAUUUAACAGUUGGCACUAUGAAUUUGGGCAGGUAGUGUUCUCCUGGCAUCCGCCAAAACCAGAUUUGUCUGUCGGACUGCCAGAUGGUGAAGCGUGAUUCAUCACUCCGGAGAACGCGUUUCCACUGUUCCAGAGACCAAUGGCGGCGAGCUUUACAUCACUCCAGCCAACGCUUGGCAUUGCACAUGGUGAUCUUAGGCUUGUGUGCAGCUGCUCAUUUCCGCUUCACAAUAACAGCAUUUACAGUUGACCGGGGCAGCUCUAGCAGGGCAGAGAUUUGACGAACUGACUUGUUGGAAAGGUGGCAUCCUAUGACGGUGCCACGUUGAAAGUCACUGAGCUCUUCAGUAAGGCCAUUCUACUGCCAAUGUUUGUCUAUGGAGAUUGCAUGGCUGUGUGCUCGAUUUUAUACACCUGUCAGCAACGGGUGUGGCUGAAAUAGCCGAAUCCACUCAUUUGAAGGGGUGUCCACAUACUUUUGUAUAUAUAGUGUAGGUAGGAGCAAGUCCAUGUAAUGCUUUGUAGGUUAGCAGUAAAACCUUGAAAUCAACCCUAGCCUUAACAGGAAGCCAGAGGCUAGCACUGGAGUAAUAUGAUACAAUUUUUUGGUUGUAGUCAAGAUUCUAGCAGCUGCAUUUAGCACUAACUGAAGUUUAUUUAGUGCUUUAUCCAGGUAGUCAGAGAGUAGAGCAUUGUAGUAGUCUAAUCUAGAAGUGACAAAAGCAUGGAUUAGCUUUUCUGCAUCAUUUUUGGACAAAACGUUUCAGAUUUUUGCAAUGUUAUGAAGAUGGAAAAAAGCUGCCCUUAAAAUAUUAUUGAUAUGUUCAUCAAAAGAGAGAUCAUGGUCCAGAGUAACGCCGAGGUCCUUCACAGUUUUAUUUGAGAUGACUGCACAACCAUCAAGAUUAAUUGUCAGAUCCGACAGCAGAUCUCGUUGUUUCCUCAGACCUAGAACUAGCAUCUCUGUUUUGUCAGAGUUUAAAAGUAAAACAUUUGCCACCAUCCACUUCCUUAUGUCUGAAACACAGGCUUCCAGGGUAGGCCAUUUUGGGCCUUCACCAUGUUUCAUCGAAAUGUACAUCUGUGUGUCGUCUGCAUAGCAGUGAAAGUUGACAUUGUGUUUCCGAAUGAAAACAAUAGUGGUCCUAAAACGGAACCUUGAGGAACAACGAAACUUACCAUUGAUUUGACAAACCAUCCACAGAGACAAACUGAUACAGUAUCUUUCUGAGAGAUAACAUCUAAACCAGGCAAGAACUUGUCUGUGUAGACCAAUUAGGGUUUCCAAUCUCUCCAUUGAUCCGAGGUCCUGGCAGUUCUAUGCAGAGUCAGGACAACUGAGUUUUUGAGAAAUACAGUGCCUUGCAAAAGUAUUCAACCCCCUUGCCGUUUUUCCUAUUUUGUUGCAAUACAACCUGUAAUUUAAAUUGAUUUAACUGUAAGUCGCUCUGGAUAAGAGCGUCUGUUAAAUGACUAAAAUGUAAAAUGUAAUUAGUUAAUUGACUAUGACUGCCUUGGAAGUGAGGGACCUAACAUUAAGUAGUCCUAUUUUGAGAUGUGAGAUAUUAUCACAAUCUCUUUCAAUAAUGACAGGAAUGGAGGAGGUCUUUAUUCCAGUGAGAUUGCUAAGGCGAACACCGCCAUGUUUAGUUUUGCCCGACCUAGAUCGAGGCACAGACACAGUCUCAAUGGGGAAAGCUGAGCUGACUACACUGACUGUACUAGUGGCAGACUCCACUAAGCUGGCAGGCUGGCUAAUAGCCUGCUGCCUGGCCUGCACCCUAUCUCAUUGUGGAGCUAGAGGAGUUAGAGCCCUGUCUAUGUUGGUAGAUAAGAUGAGAGCACCCCUCCAGCUUUGAUGGAGUCCGUCACUCCUCAGCAGGCCAGGCUUGGUCCUGUUUGUGGAGGAGUCCCAGAAAGAGGGCCAGUUAUCUACUAAUUCUAUAUUUUGGGAGGGGCAGAAAACAGUUUUCAACCAGCAAUUGAGUUGUGCGAGUCUGCUGUAGCGCUCAUCACUCCCCCAACUGGAAGGGGGCUAGAGACAAUUACUUGAUGCCAACACAUCUUUCUAGCUAAGUUACACACUGAAGUUAUGUUGCGCUUGGUGACCUCUGACUGUUUCAUCCUAACAUCGUUGAUGCUGACGUGGAUAACAAUAUCCUUAUACCAUCUACACCUGCCAGUUUUAGCCUCAGCCAGGACCAUCUUCAGAUUAGCCUUUACGUCGGUAGCCCUGCCCCCUGGUAAACAAUGUAUGAUCGCUGGAUGAUUAUUUUUAAGCCUAAUAUUACAGGUAAUGGAGUUGCCAAUGACUAGGGUUUUCAAUGUCAGAACUAAUAGUGGGAGGCUUCGGCGGCUCAGACCAAGUAACCGGUGGAGGAGAGAUCUGAGAAGGUUCAGGCUCUGAAACCGACUCCUUGCUUAGUGGGGAAAACCAGUUGAAAGUUUCUAUCGGCUGAAUGAACGACACCAGUUGAGCAUGUCGACAGCAUUUCUUUCCAGAAGCCAUGAGAAAAUUGUUCGGCUGGGUGGACUGUGCAGGGGGAUUAUCACUACUACCUGUAUUUACUGGUGGCACAGACGCUGCAUCAUCCUUUCCUACACUUAAAUUGCCCUUGCCUAACGAUUGCAUCUGAAGCCGAGCUUGCAACUCAGCUAUCCUAACCAUAAGGCGAUAGUUCUCCUGUGUAUUAAGAGUACAGCGAAUGCAAUGAGAAGGCAUAAUGUUACUUAGCUUUUUUUCGGCCGGAGGAGGUCCUGCAGAUCUAUGUUCAGAUAAAGCGCCCGGGGUGAUAAAGUUGAAUUUAAAAAGUUGUGUGAGGACAAAACUAAGACGUUGGUAAACUUGUUAAAUACAGAGUUUGAUUAGGGUGCACUUCAGCCACGCUCAAGGUCCUAAACGAUAUUAUAACCGCGAUCGAUAAUAGACAGUACUGUGCAGCCGUCUUCAUCGACCUGGCCAAGGCUUUCGACUCUGUCAACCACCGCAUUCUUAUUGGCAGACUAAAUAGCCUUGGUUUCUCAAAUGACUGCCUCGUCUGGUUCACCAACUACUUCUCAGAUAGAGUUCAAUGUGUCAAAUCGGAGGGCCUGUUGUCUGUACCUCUGGCAGUCUCUAUGGGGGUGCCACAGGGUUCAAUUCUUGGGCCGACUCUUUUCUCCGUGUAUAUCAAUGAUGUCGCUCUUGCUGCUGGUGACUCUCAGAUCCACCUCUACGCAGACGACACCAUUUUGUAUACAUCUGGCCCUUCAUUGGACACGGUUAACAAACCUCCAAACGAGCUUCAAUGCCAUACAACACUCCUUCAGUAGCCUCCAACUGCUCUUAAACACUAGUAAAACUAAAUGCAUGCUCUUCAAUCGAACGCUGCUGGCACCCGCCCACCCGACUAGAAUCACUACUCUCGACGGGUCUGACCUAGUGUAUGUGGACAACUACAAAUACCUAGGUGUCUGGUUAGACUGUAAAUUCUCCUUCCAGACUCACAUUAAGAAUCUCCAAUCCAAAGUUAAAUCUAGAAUCGGCUUCCUAUUUCGCAACAAAGCCUCCUUCACUCAUGCUGCCAAACAUGCCCUCGUAAAACUGACUAUCCUACCGAUCCUUGACUUCGGCGAUGUCAUUUACAAAAUAGCCUCCAACACUCUACUCAGCAAAUUGGAUGUAGUCUAUCACAGUGCCAUCCGUUUUGUCUCCAAAGCCCCAUACACUACCCACCACUGUGACCUGUACGCUCUUGUUGGCUGGUCCUCACUACAUGUUCGUCGUCAAACCCACUGGCUCCAGGCCAUCUAUAAAUCACUGCUAGGCAAAUCCCCGCCUUAUCUUAGCUCAUUGGUCACCAUAGCAGCACCCACCCGUAGUCUGCGCUCCAGCAGGUAUAUCUCACUGGUCAUCCCCAAAGCCAACACCUCCUUUGGCCGCCAUUCCUUCCAGUUCUCUGCUGCCAAUGACUGGAACGAAUUGCAAAAAUCUCUGAAGCUGGAGACUCUUAUCUCCCUCACUAACUUUAAGCAUCAGUUGUCAGAGCACCUUACCGAUCACUGCACCUGUACACAGCCCAUCUGAAAUUAGCCCACCCAACUACCUCAUCCCUAUAUUGUUAUUUAUUUUGCUCUUUUGCACCCCAGUAUCUCUAUUUGCACAUAAUCUCUUGCACAUCUAGCAUUCCAGUGUUAAUACUAAUUGUAAUUAUUUUGCACUAUAGCCUAUUUAUUGCCUUACCUCCAUAACUUGCUACAUUUGCACACACUCUAUAUAUAUUUUCUGUUGUAUUUUUUGACUUUGUUUUGUUUACCCCAUAUGUAACUCUGUGCUGUUGUUUUUAUCGCACUGCUUUGCUUUAUCUUGGCCAGGUCGCAGUUGUAAAUGAGAACUUGUUCUCAACUGGCUUACCUGGUUAAAUAAAGGUGAAAUAAAAUAAAUAAAAAGAUAGUUAUUAAGAGUAAAAAGCCCCCCAAAAAGGUGGGCAGGUAGAAGCAACAAACAGUACAGCAGUAAGGAGACAACGCGGAAGUGCGUUGCGUCACCAGUCACGCGAUCAACAGCUCUUACUGACUUCUAGAUGGACUUUUUUUCUCACUCGAUUUCUAUUUUUGUCUGUCUGCCUCUAUCUCUUUCACUCUCUAUCUGCAGCCUCAGAGCACCCUGCCAGAUGUGUUUGUGUGGAUGAUGAGUGCAGGGAAAAGGGUGGCCUUUGCCAGGAUCCCCUCCCACUCCAUCCUCUUCUCUCUGGUGGAGGAGGAAAGGGGGAAAGAUUGUGGGAAACUCACCACCAUCUACUUGAAGGUAUCUCCCAAAUAUCUAUAUGGUGUUCUAUCCUAACAGUAUUAAUGUACAGUAUGUAUCUCUGUUUAAUUGAAUUCAUACAAGUAUCAUAUUACAUUUGAAUGUUAUUCUAUGGCAUUUCUAGAACUUUGUUUUCCUGUGUGGAACAAUCAACACUAAAUCAAAGGUCUCUGGUGUCUUUAGGCUCCGGGUGACCCAGUGGGGGUGAUCUUUGCUAAGCUGGAGGUGUAUCUAUGGCUUGGUAUCACCAAAUACUCCAAGAACUGUGUUGGCAGCCUGCCAGCUGAGUUCAAGCCUGUAUACGAGGAGGCUACGGGCAUCAUCCCUGUCCCUAUGAACAUGGCCCCCAUCAAACUCUCCUGCGAGGGUAAGAGUUCCACCUUUACCUCUGAUGACUCCCUCGGAUGCAAUACACACACUCAAACUCACUCAGUCACAUAUGCAGCCUGCACAUGUAGUGGACAUGAGUCGGGCUCAUGGGUCUCGUGAUGAGGUAGCCCCGCCUUGCAACUUCAAAAUCAGUGUCACACUCGGCCCAAGGGGGAAUUCCCUCUUGGACUAAUGGUCAAGAUAUUGGUAUUCACCCACACACACCCUUACAUUGGCAUGCGCGGAUGGGCACACAUACAGAUGUUGGAUCUUAAUUUGACCAGUUUCGUCGCACAAGUAAAAUAAUCCUGCAGCAGGAGGAUUUGAUUAUUUUUUAAAAAGUGAUAAUUUCUAACUGGAAAUGACUUUUUAUAGGCUACAGUUGGCUAUAGUUUAGGUGUAAGAUCUAUUGAGAGAAAGAGAACUGCGGCGCAGGAAAAUUCUCUGCAACAACAAAGUAAACAAAUUAAGAUACCACAUCAAGAUACACAAACCUCUUGCAAUUUGUAAGUCACAAUGGAUAGACUACACACCCAUUAUUUGAAUCUGACAUCUUAAUGAGUUUCUCCGGCUUUUCUGUAUUUCCAGACAGUCGCUACUUCCAGUUGCGUGCCCAUAUCUACCAGGCGCGUGGCAUCGUGGCAGCAGAUGACAACGGACUGUCUGACCCCUUCACCAAGGUGGUGUUCUCUACACAGUGCCAGGUCUCACGGGUGAGUGGAGGCACUUGUUAACCCACCACUAGAGUACCACCUGGGUUUCAAUGGGAGGAAUGGAGUUCAUCUACUUCUGGGAUAGAAGAUGAUAUACAGUGGAGAAUUAAACACCUAUAGGAUGGCCAGACAGCAUACAGAAGGAAUUGAACAGUUUACUAUCAUAUAAAUGAUCUACAGUAAAGUUUUCAGGUGAACAAAAUAUAUAGUAAAUCAUAAAUCAACCUGGUUUAAUACAAGUUGCAACAGGGAGACACCUCUAGCACAGAAGCAGAGACAAUGUCUAACUUGCCUUCUCUAAGCAGACCCUUAUAUUCUAAUCUCACAGCACUAAUGUUCUGUAAACGUCAGCCCGAGAGGCUUGUACAGAGUCAAAACUUUGCCAGCUGCUACAGAAUAACAGUGUUCAGAAUGACACAAGGUCAUCAAUACAAUAACAUGUCGGUGUCCUCGAUCCUUGUACAGCCAGUCUGGGGUCAAUCGCUAUCAACAGAUAUUAAUUUAAUACAUAACAUACAGCAUCGAGUCUAGUGACCAUCAACCCAGAGAGUCACAAAUAGAACACUGGAAAUCAUGUGUAUUACAGAAAGGGAAAACAAAUAUGCUAAGCAUUGUGUUAAUCAUUCUUAACUGAAUAUGAACUUUACUAAUCUAAAAUAUUCCCCAUACAUCUACUGUCAUGAUCUACUAUCAUAGAUUAUCAUAGAAAAGCAACGUAUUUCCGAGAAACAGUUUGUCCACAAACAAAAUCCCAAUUCAACCUUCGAUUCACCUGUCACACAUGCAAUGGAAUACUCUGGAACAAUGCAGUUUACAAUUGGCUUUUGGGCUAUGUGUUUGAAGUCUGUCAGUACCCAUGAUAAUACAGUAAUGAUGUCUUUAUAAAUGAAAUGCAAACAUGCACAAAUAAAUACCCAUGUAUGUAGGUCUACAUGAGUUCCUUGGUUGUUUUUUGUGGUUGUAUUUUAGGUGAUGGAGGAGACUCUCUCCCCCACCUGGUGUGAGCUGCUCCUGUUUGACCAGAUCCUCAUGGAGGGUAGUAAGGACCAGUUAAGAGACGACCCCCCAGUAAUCAUCAUCAAUGUCUAUGAUUACGACAAAAUGGUAAGCUCUGUUAUGCUAUGAAUCCAGUAUGGCUCUUUUUGUCAACUUUAGUGUUGUUGUGUUGUGAAGAAUUUGUUCUACUGCCUUGGUUGAGUGCUAAAUGUCUGCCCUCUUUUGUAUAUGUGAGGUGGUAGAGAAAUAAGUGUAGCCGAUCCUACGCCACCCCAGGUUUAAACCAGAGCAUGGGGAGUUCUGCCUAACCAUACAAUACGGUUCUUAGAUCUGGUGGGAGGGAAGAGGCCGAGACUGGAAUGACCUUCUGAUAGUUAUUAUACAGAAUGUCUCUUUAUAAAAUGGUACCAAGUAUUUCAAUGAUUGGCCUAGGAAAAAUAAGUAAAUGAAACAAUGAAAAUACAAUACACAAUAAUGUUAAGUCCUUGUUGAUGCUGCCACUGUAACUUAGGCCGUAGUGCAGAUUAGCAGUAGUGCACUUGAGGAAUGGGCCGUGGCAAGAGUUAAGAGUUCUAGGGGAGUCGCGUCAAUGCCUCCCAAAACAUCCACAUAUAGAACUACAAGACAGAGAAAACUGGUGACAGUAUGAUGCCUUAAUCACUGAAUAACUCCUAUCAGUCUAUGUUAAAUUGUCAGGAACAAUAGCAAUACAAUAUGCCCAAGGACUAAGCCAAACCAAAAUAGUAAAAGGCGUCUGCAUACUAGGUUUGGAUUGCUCCUAGCAGAACUCGGCUAGGCGAAGUGAACGUCUGUGCCUCGCAUACUCCCUUAAAACACCUUCGCUUAAAAAAACUAGAAAAAUAAUGCAAUAGUACUGUUGGUCCCUCUUGAGACGCCGUAGCCAGUAUACACUUCCUCAAAAGUCAAAAUUAUUCUAAAAUAACUGAAGAAAUCUGUAAUACAUUGAGGUUUUUGCCAAGGAGGUCUUAGUCGCGCAAUUUUACAUAUAACUUUUUUUUUAGGGGGUAGAUCAGCUUCAAUAUUGCAGAUAGAUUGUGGCUUCCAUCAACGUAAUUGUCUGCAUCAUUUCCAAUCCUCAUAUAUACAUUUUUUUAAUGAUAUUUUCCAUAAUUAUUUUCCCCUAACCCUACCACCCCUCCCCUAAUUGGAGUAAACUAAUGGACAACAACACUUAGGCUUCUACUUCCAGCUUAUACAUACUAUAUACAGUGCAUUCGGAAAGUAUUAAGAACCCUUGACCUUUUCCACAUUUUGUUACGUUACAGCCUUAUUCUAAAAUGGAUUAAAUAGUUUUCGUUCUACUCCUCCAGGCUAUCCCUAUCUUGGUUACACACACCACAUCGUGUCUAUGGAAUGCAGGCACAGUCAAUUGUCAGCUCAAGCUAUAUCUAGUGACUAUACGCUCAGAUUAGCUGCAGGGAGUUAGUGGAAACCAUCCCUUUACCAAAACACAGUAUUAGUAGAACAGAAAUGUCUUACUAUUUGUUAAGUAUAUAAUUGUUAACUAUUAAUAUCAAACAAAUAAGGUAAACACGUAAUUUCUCUCUCACACCUCAUGGCUUGGUUUUUGCUCUGACUUGCACUGUCAACUGUGGGGCCUUAUAUAGACAGGUGUGUGCCUUUCCAAAUCAUGUCCUAAUAAUAAUAAUAAUAAUAAUAAUAAUAAUAAUAAUAAUAACAAAUCAAUUGAAUUUACCACAGGUGGACUCCAAUGAAGUUGUAGAAACAUCUCAAGGAUGAUCAAUGGAAACAGGAUGCACCUGAGCUCAAUUUCAUAGAAAAGGGUCUGAAUACUUAUGUAAAUAAGGUAUCUUUUUUAUUUUUAAAACAUUUGCAAAAAUGUCUAAAUACCUGUUUUUGCUUUGUCAUUAGUGUAUUGUGUGUAGAUUGAUGAGGAUUGUUUUUUUAAAAUCCAUUUUAGAAUAAGGCUGUAACGUAACAAAAUGUGGAAAAAGUCAGGGGGUCUGAAUACUUUCAGAAUGCACUACAUUUUACGGCACAGUAUAUUUUACAAUAGUUAUCUUUUGUUUGUUUUUAGUCCCAUCCUUCAGCUACCCUCAACCCCUCCCAGCUAUCUCUGAAGACCAUUCAGUUUUGAUUUCUAUUUGCCAUAUAUUUUUCAACUUUGCUGUGAUGUUUCACAAAAGUUCUGAACCUUUCUAUUCUCAUAGUUUCUACAGAUUGUGAAUUAAAGAUAAAAAAAAAUGUUGGUAAGAAUAUUGUUAUUUUAUUGAUUGACUAUGAAUUUUCAAAUCACCCAGCAGUGCUAUGUUGCAAUUCUUCAGCCAUUCCUGAACCUGUGUCCAAAAACAAACUACAUAUGGACAGUACCAAAACAAAUGAUCUAAUGAUUCUGUCUCUUCACAGGCAAAGUCUGCAGAGCUGGGAUGGUUGUAUCCCCAUAUAACAUUAUGUUGGUUGCAAUAAUUUUGUAUAAUAAUUUACUUUAAUCCGGCGUCGUUUUGUGCAUCUAACUAAGAUGUUUGGUGCAGUAUUUUUUAAGUGAAAAAAAAUCUGAAUUAAAACGAGUCAUCUCUCGUUGAAUGACAACUUUAUUGAAAAAUCCCUACUGUUGACCAAUCACAGACGAAGGGGCGUAGACUACGGCUACCGAACAUCAGCUUGCCUCAGGAAUUUUAAAUGUAAUGUACGUUUUUUUUAUUUGGCAUUUAUGAUUAUACAGAUAACACAGACAGAACAGGUAGAGGACAAAACACACAGAUCCUACCAAAUCAAACCCACCCCAACGCCCCCAUACUCUAACAGAGCCCCACCCCAAAACCAGACAUGAUAUACAAUGAGUAAUAUAAUCAAAUAGUUUAAAAGUAACACAAAAAAUAUAUAUAUAUAAUUGCAGGUCCCCUAACGGAGUAGUGUAUUUUCUCUAGCUUGAGAUGUUGCAUAACUUCCUUUAUCCAAUGGUUAAACGUAGGAGGAAACCGAUCCUUCCACUUAAAUAGUAUAAGAUGUUUGUUUUUGUUUUUUUUCGAUGACCAAAACAAACAAAAACGUCACAAAAUGUCGUCAUAAUAUACCCACGGUUGGGAAGCAUGCGAAUGCCUUUAGGGUGCCAGGAAGAAAGGAACAAGUCAACUAUAGUAAAUCUAAAACCCAAACUCGCUCCAGUGCUCACUAGUCAAGAACACAAACACAAUACGCACACAACAAUAGCUCUACCACGAGCUACUAGUAGGCUACGGCUUCUUCAAUUACGUUCGACUCCACAAUUCAACACACAGCGUUUGGACAAGCUCCCGGGAGUUGACGGGCCCUGUCAAACUCCCAGUGAGUGUGGUGUUUUUCCUUGUUGAGUGUACGUCCGUCUGCUUCUAUUCGUCUAAUUCUCCACCACGCUUCCUUUGUCGAUGGUUCUGUUGGAUUGGUAGCUAACUGUUGUGGUAGUGUUUGGUUUCGCCGUGGCUGUGUCAGAGCGUGGAGAUGGAGCUCCGGUUGGUAGCGAGUGGCGAAAAAGGUGCGUCCAUCCCUCAUUAUAAGGUGACCCACGCAGGUGCGCCUGUUCAGGUAGAGGGAACCUAUUAACCUAACAUGAUUUGGGCUCACGCACACACAAAUGGGCUGGUUUACAGCAUGAGAUUGACACAUGAAAUACAAAUCACAAUAAGGCCCUUAACGCGCCACCACUGCCGCCAUACUUUCACAAAAAAGAUUGCAGUUUUGAAACUGCAGUCGACUGUGGUAUUUUGGACGCAGUAAUUGCAGAACUGCAGUGUAAUAUAAAUAGCUAACCAGCUACUUAACCCUGUUGCCCGAAGCUAACGUUAUAAGCAGCCAGCUAGCUUCAUCUGGCUAGUGAGGCUUGACUGGACCGGGUUUUGUGUUGUGAAGCUAGCCACAAUAAGGAUUAGCCACAAUAGUGGAAUUUGAGGUUCGCCUUGAAAAUAGGUCCCUCUUUAAAGUGACGCAAAUGGUAACAAUUGGUGGAAUCAUGUCAUAUUUAGACUAGAUGUGGAUCAAUGAAAUGGGGUAUCAGUCUACUCGGUGACACCCACAGAACACAACUGUGACGAGUUUAUCCAAAUAUUAGCGUAAUAGCUCUUAUUGCAGGACUUUGGCUGUGGGAAAUCACCUUCCCAGUCAGCUUAUUGUGCAUAUUGACAUUAAUAUUGCACUGUACAGCCUUACCUAAGGAUUUGGGAUCAAUGAAAUGGGGUAUCAGUCUACUCAGUACCCAAGUUCUCCUCAUAGUUACCAGACUCCAAAACAUCCAGGUUGUAUUGUUUCCCCUCUGGAAUAGUGUUCAAUAUACAUAGUAGGUUGACUGGUACAAUAAAUGUGGCUCAUUUCACAGUGGUUUCAGAGUCCCGCAAUAAGAGCUACGAUGCUAAUGUUCUGUGGGUGUCACUGAGUAGACUGAUACCCCAUGUCAUUGAUCCAUAAUCCAUAGGUAAGGCUGUACAGUGAAAUAAGUAUGCCCCCAAUGCAAUUCUAAAGUCUAAUACACCCCCGGUGUGAUUUCAAACGAUUUUCUGUCAAAUUAACAAAUUAUUGUCUUUUGUUGAAUUUAUAUAACAUUCCAAACUCGUUUAGCAUGAGCUAUUCCAUUAUGGCCCUAUUUGUGUUAAUUUGCGUCACUUUCAAGGAGAUACUUUUAUUUUGAAGGUGAACCGCAAAUUUCUUUAUUGUGGCUAAUCCUUAUUGUGUCUAGCUUCACCUAGGUGAGUCACACCGUCAUUAACCAAAUAACUGUUUUAUAAAUUAGGGGUAUUUUAGAUUAUGACACCUAGCUAGAUAGUUAGCUAGUGUUGGUGAAACCAUAAGGAGAGGAAGUACAAACCAACGACGCUAGACAGAGAGGAAUAUGCUUAAGCAAAAGGCAGUUUAUUAAACACAGAGAUAGCUGGUACUGCUCAAGCUACAUGCAUGGGCCCAAUGCAUGGACCCAAUCAAUUGCCUCUUAUGGAGACAGUUGAGAAGGAUAAAAAACAGAGUUUACAGCAUUACUUUAUACAAUGUAACACAAAAGAAGGGGUCCUUCUUCUAGUCCCUUGAUUGGUUCCCGAGGCGUAGGAGGCGGGUCUGCUCUGUCCAGAGUAGAAGCCCCUUUGGUGCACGGCAGAGUCCUCUGCCCUUGGCACCCGACCAGUAGAAAGAAGUGCAGUUUGUGUGUGUCCGUAACUCGUGAGGCAUGAGGAUGAGUGUGCGUAUGCAUGGAGAUGUGUGUGUGAAUGUGUGUAUGUUCUCAAAGGAAAGACUCGUGGGGAGCAACCAGAUUGUGGCCUGUGGCGUGGGUGUUGUCCUUGAGAAGAUAUUGGCUCUGUCCAUUGUUCUUGCAUAGGAACAGCAUUGAUUGAAAACAAGCUCCUAACAUUAAAAUGGGUCAUGCACAAGAUUUUAGUCAGACCAAGCUAUAACAUUUUAAUAUUUACUACGACACUAGCUAACUAUAGCUACAGAAACAGAUUAUGUCAUUUUGCUAUGUUUUGGGGGAAGAACAUUGUUUGCAUCCAUCAGCUUUUUUUAUGACCAGCACUGUCCCAGAGCUUGGGGAAGUGUGUCUGCGCCCGCAGCGAGACAACACUUUACCAGCAUCAUAGCAUACGUAUCGGUGAAUCGCUGUGACAUACGAGUGAUUGAUUACACAAUGUAUAAUAACUACGUAAAACAUUUAUGAACGUGUUAAAUUAUUAUGUGACGUGCAGUCAUAUUCAGGUCCUGAUUGGUCAACAGGCUUAAUUGAUGCCUCAAAUAGUGUUAUUUGACACGUCAAAUAGCUAUUUUUUACGUGUAUCUUUUUUGACACACACAUUUUCCAUACAUUCCAUAUGGAGCGAGUAGGUGUUCUUAAUGUUUUGUAUACUCAGUGUAUAUAUAUUUGUAUUUGUUUUAUUAAUAUUACUAACAGAUUAAAUACAUGUAUCCAUGGAAUAAGUUUAGAGUGUGUAAUACAAUGUUAUCCUAAUCUACAAUUUAUGUUCUUAACCCUGGGCAACAUGGGCCUUGGAGGCUCACAGGAAAAAAAAAAAAAGAUUUUAAAAAAACAUCUCUGCCACCAUACAAAAUGUGUAGAAUUGCAAGAAAUUAGCUUAAACUGCUAAAUGUUCUCUCUGAUGUCAAGAGGUUGGCCUUUAAAAUGUUUCUUUCCAGGGCACAAGACUUGGUUUGUCCGGGCCCUGCACUGCCGAAGUCAUAGUAAAAUGACUUGUAUGCUAUUUUUAGCUCACUCAAGUUGUGUUCUGAUUAUGAGGGGGUCUCUGAUUAAUUUUCUAUUACAUUGACAUUUUAGUCAUUUAGCAGACGCUCUUAUCCAGAGCGACUUACAGUUAGUGAGUGCAUACAUUUUUUUUUUUAUACUGGCCCCCCGUGGGAAUCAAACCCACAACCCUGGUGUUGCAAACUCCAUGCUCUACCAACUGAGCUACAUCCCUGCCGGCCAUUCCCUCCCCUACCCUGGACCAAUUGUGCGCCGCCCCAUGGGUCUCCCGGUCGCGGCCGGCUACAACAGAGCCUAGAUUCGAACCAGGAUCUCUAGUGGCACAGCUAGCACUGUAAAGCAGUGCCUUAGACCACUGCGCCACUCGGGAGAGUAUCACAAAAGGACUCCAAAAGUUUGUCCUCCAAAGGCACGCCAGCCUGCAAAUAGUAAGGAGAUCCCCUAAAUGAAUGAAACUGACAAACAUGUAUACCUUGGGCCACGUUCGUAAUUACAACGAGGCACACCUGGGAACCAACAGGCCAAGAGACGGGUUCAAGCAUAGAAUUAGGAAUUAGAAUAGGAUCUCUAUGGGUUCAAGACAAUUCAGCAGUUCUACCCUGUUACAUCUUUCCCAUAUACAGUGGGGGAAAAAAGUAUUUAGUCAGCCACCAAUUGUGCAAGUUCUCCCACUUAAAAAGAUGAGAGAGGCCUGUAAUUUUCAUCAUAGGUACACGUCAACUAUGACAGACAAAUUGAGGAAAAAAAAUCCAGAAAAUCACAUUGUAGGAUUUUUAAUGAAUUUAUUUGCAAAUUAUGGUGGAAAAUAAGUAUUUGGUCACCUACAAACAAGCAAGAUUUCUGGCUCUCACAGACCUGUAACUUCUUCUUUAAGAGGCUCCUCUGUCCUCCACUCGUUACCUGUAUUAAUGGCACCAUGUUUGAACUUGUUAUCAGUAUAAAAGACACCUGUUCACAACCUCAAACAGUCACACUCCAAACUCCACUAUGGCCAAGACCAAAGAGCUGUCAAAGGACACCAGAAACAAAAUUAUAGACCUGCACCAGGCUGGGAAGACUGAAUCUGCAAUAGGUAAGCAGCUUGGCUUGAAGAAAUCAACUGUGGGAGCAAUUAUUAGGAAAUGGAAGACAUACAAGACCACUGAUAAUCUCCCUCGAUCUGGGGCUCCACGCAAUAUCUCACCCCGUGGGGUCAAAAUGAUCACAAGAACGGUGAGCAAAAAUCCCAGAACCACACGGGGGGACAUAGUGAAUGACCUGCAGAGAGCUGGGACCAAAGUAACAAAGCCUACUAUCAGUAACACACUACGCCGCCAGGGACUCAAAUCCUGCAGACACAGACGUGUCCCCCUGCUUAAGCCAGUACAUGUCCAGGCCCGUCUGAAGUUUGCUAGAGUGCAUUUGGAUGAUCCAGAAGAGGAUUGGGAGAAUGUCAUAUGGUCAGAUUAAAACAAAAUAUAACUUUUUGGUAAAAACUCAACUUGUCGUGUUUGGAGGACAAAGAAUGCUGAGUUGCAUCCAAAGAACACCAUACCUACUGUGAAGCAUGGGUGUGGAAACAUCAUGCUUUGGGGCUGUUUUUCUGCAAAGGGACCAGGACGACUGAUCCGUGUAAAGGAAAGAAUGAAUGGGGCCAUGUAUCGUGAGAUUUUGAGUCAAAACCUCCUUCCAUCAGCAAGGGCAUUGAAGAUGAAACGUGGCUGGGUCUUUCAGCAUGACAAUGAUCCCAAACACGCCGCCCGGGCAACGAAGGAGUGGCUUCGUAAGAAGCAUUUCAAGGUCCUGGAGUGGCCUAGCCAGUCUUCAGAUCUCAACCCCAUAGAAAAUCUUUGGAGGGAGUUGAAAGUCCAUGUUGCCCAGCAACAGCCCCAAAACAUCACUGAUCUAGAGGAGAUCUGCAUGGAGGAAUGGGCCAAAAUACCAGCAACAGUGUGUGAAAACCUUGUGAAGACUUACAGAAAACGUUUGACCUGUGUCAUUGCCAACAAAGGGUAUAUAACAAAGUAUUGAGAAACUUUUGUUAUUGACCAAAUACUUAUUUUCCACCAUAAUUUGCAAAUAAAUUCAUAAAAAAUCCUACAAUGUGAUUUUCUGGAUUUUUUUUUCUCAUUUUGUCUGUCAUAGUUCACGUGUACCUAUGAUGAAAAUUACAGGCCUCUCUCAUCUUUUUAAGUGGGAGAACUUGCACAAUUGGUGGCUGACUAAAUACUUUUUUUCCCCACUGUACAAGGACAAUCGCAGACCCAAUAAUGACAUGACAUCAUGAUGCCAAAUAUGUUAUCCUAAUAUCCAAUUAGGAUAACAGUUUGGCAAUAAAAUCCCUUAAAAAUAACAAUCAGUUGAAAACCUGCAUACACAGGUGGUCAUCAGGCACUUCACCCAGGUCUCAUGUAUUUCUCUGUGUUAAUGAUAUCACAGGGGAGUCCUGAGCCCCUGGGCCAAGCGUUCGCUGAGCCGGAGCUGAAGUUUGUGGAGGAGCCAUAUAAGAAGCCCAUGCUGAAGUUCUUUGACAUCACCCGAGGCAAAGCCUCAGCGGGGGAGCUCCUGGCGGCCUUUGAGCUGAUAGAGCUGGACUACUCAAGCUUUGGAGAGGUCAGACACUUAAAGCAACUAUUAAACACUAUAGCAAGUGAGUGAGUGAGACUGGACAGGGGGAAAUGGAGGGGGAGAGAGAGAGAGAUUGAAAUGUCAAAGCAUAACUCAGAAAUACUAUCUUAUACGUUAUCAGUCCACUAUGUUUACACUUAUGGUGUGGUAAAUAUAUCAACAAUUUUGAGGUAUAUAGGCCCCACGAAGGUAGUAUUGCUGCUGUGGUUGGAAAAGUAUACUCUUUCUGACUAUAUUUCGCCUCUCUAUAUACCCAGCCAUCACUACCUGCUGAUGUGGACCCCAGGGAGCCUGAGUAUCUGAAGGAAGAGAAGCAUUACAUCAUCCCAGCUGGGGUUAGGCCUGUGCUGAAGAAAUUUCGUAUAGAAGUAUGUGAAAACCUUUCCUCUGUAAAAAGUGUAUGACAUUAUAAUAUAUGUCACUUUAUAUAAACUUUUUAUCCAAAGUGACUUAUACAGGACUGUGAGUGCAUACAGUAUUAUGAGUAUGUGAUCCCUGUGGGACAUGAACCCAUAACAUUGGUGUUGCUAGCGCAACACUCACCAACUGAGCCAUAUCACUGAACAAUGUUAUGUGGGACACAAUACCUUUUGUUGGCUGCUGUCCUACAGUAUGUUGUGUGUUUCCUAUAAUGUGAUGCUGCUGCCUCAGUGCUAUGGUGUGUUGAGUGUCAGUUGAGAACUCUGUGAUGCUUGUGUUCAGGUGCUGUACUGGGGUGUGCGAGACCUGAAGAGGGUCAACCUGUUUGAAGUGGAGAGGCCUCAAGUGAGAAUGGAGUGUGCGGGACAAAGGAUCGAGUCAGAGGAAAUCGAGAGCUACCAAGUCCUUCCCAACUUCAAAGAGGUUGUCAAACACUUUGAUGUGGUGAGUACCUCUUUUCCACUGCCAUAACUGGCCCACUGUGUUUAACAUCGAACUGUAGCUCCAGGUUUUAGAUGUGAAUUAUUAACCGACUUAGAUUUUGGAACAUGAGGACUUGUAGCACAGCUAAAAUGACCAGAAGGAUUACUUCAAAGGGGGUUGGACACACUUGCUGCCUUUAGUCCAGCCAUGCAUUUAGUGGAAGGGUGCACAAGUCUGAUGCUUGACGGCCAGAUUGUAUGCUGGUUUUUGUCCCCAUCUGGCGUCUUUUAAUCAGAGACCAAAUGAUACCGAUCAAAAGACACUAACUGAGUCAAUGACACUAAUUUAUUAAUUCAGUCCCAUAGAGACAUGACAACCAGAACUGCGGCCCUCAAGGGACUAGAGUUGUGCACCCCUGAUCUCCAGUUUCUUGUUUUAUCCCCCUAUAGGAGCUUCCAGAGCUGACGUACCUUCACCCUCCUCUCACCAUCUUUGUGAUGGAGCAGCGGGCGUUCGGCAGGCUGGUGCUGGUGGGCACACACAUGGUCCAAAGUCUGAUGCAAUUUGCACCAACAAACCUGGAGGAAUGGCGAGACGAUGAGGAGGAGCCUGAACCUUGGGGUACGAGUGACUAACACCGUCCCAGUCUCAAAUCUCUGGAAGACUGAAACAGGUUUCCCUCAAGAAUUUCCCUGUAUUUAGCGCCAUCCAUCAUUCCUUCAAUUCUGACCAGUUUCCCAGUCCCUGCCGAUGAAAAACAUCCCCACAGCAUGAUGCUGCCACCACCAUGCUUCACUUUGGGGAUGGUGUUCUCGGGUUGAUGAGAGGUGUUGGGUUUGCGCCAGACAUAACGUUUUCCUUGAUGGCCAAAAAGCUCAAUUUUAGUCUCAUCUGACCAGAGUAACUUCUUCCAUAUGUUUGGAGAGUCUCCACAUGCCUUUUGGCGAACACCAAACGUGUUUGCUUAUUUUUUUCUUUAAGCAAUGGCUUUUUUCUGGCCACUCUUCCGUAAAGCCCAGCUCUGUGGAGUGUACGGCUUAAAGUGGUCCUAUGGACAGAUACUCCAAUCUCUGCUGUGGAGCUUUGCAGCUCCUUCAGGGUUAUCUUUGGUCUCUUUGUUGCCUCUCUGAUUAAUGCCCUCCUUGCCUGGUCUGUGAGUUUUGGUGGGCGGCCCUCUGUUGGCAGGUUUGUUGUGGUGCCAUAUUCUUUACAUUUUUUAAUAAUGGAUUUAAUGGUGCUCCCGUAUCAGCAUCCAGCCCAGUUGUGAAUAGGCUUAGAAGUUAUUUCAAAGAAAGAGCCUGCUGAAAUAAAAUGAUAAAAUGCAUCAAUGAUGCCAUUUUUUUUCGUAAUGAGGCCAGUGUCUGAAUUCAUUUUUUUGUGGCAGAAAGGAGGAAGUAGAACCCUUCAGGGAUUUGACAGUUUUCCAGAAUUUAGCCGGGUUCCCAUUACAAUCCGAGAGAGCGGUUACAUAAUAAUCAGAUUUUGCCUUUCGUAUUUGUCUUACACAAUGAUUCCUCAGUUGCUUAAAAGCUUGCCUGGCCUUGACCCAAGCGUAAUCUAUUUUAUUAAUGACUCAGAUCAAUCAGAGUUGACUUUCAAGGAUCUUUAGGGUUGGGCCGUGUAGGCUUAGUCACCAGCUGGGUUAUGUUUAGGUCAUUACUCAUGUCUUUUAGAAUGUCUGAAGCCUGCAUUUCCCAAUCAUAAUUUAGGUUACCCAGGAUAGUAACUUCUGAUUUAGUAAAAAGAAGACAACAAACUAGUUAACUCCUCGAGUUAGCCGAGGGAGGGAGGUAGACCCCUGUCACAGUUAUGGAUACAUUUUUCCCCAGACAAAGCCUUAAAGUGGAACUGACAGCAUUUUUGCAACAUAAAACCCCUCAAAUCUGUCCAUAUAUACCCCCAGGAAGAAUAUGACACUUUUUACAAUAGUUUUCUGACAAGCGAGCACUUAGAUAUGUUAAUUUUCAAAUGUUCAUAAAUUCUUAGAAUGUUUGGAUAUUACGUACACUACCAGUCAAAAGUUUGGACACCUACUCAUUCAAGGGUUUUUCUUAUUUUUUUUAAACUAUUUUUUACAUUGUAGAAUAAUAGUGAAGACAUCAAAACUAUGAAAUAACACAUAUGGAAUCAUGUAGUAACCAAAAAAGUGUUAAAACAAAUCAAAAUAUAUUUUAUAUUUGAGAUUCUUCAAAUAGCCACCCUUUGCCUUGAUGACAGCUUUGCACACUCUUGGCAUUCUCUCAACCAGCUUCAUGAGGUAUUCACCUGGAAUGCAUUUCAAUUAACAGGUGUGCCUUCUUAAAAGUUAAUUUGUGGAAUUCUUUUCCUUCUUAAUGCGUUUGAGCCAAUCAGUUGUGUUGUGACAGGGUAGAAGAUAGCCCAAUUUGGUAAAAGACCAAGUCCAUAUUAUGGCAAGAACAGCUCAAAUAAGCAAAGAGAAAUGACAGUCCAUCAUUACUUUAAGACAUGAAGGUCAGUCAAUCCGGAAAAUGUCAAGAACUUUGAACGUUUCUUCAAGUGCAGUCAAAAAAACCAUCAAACGCUAUGAUGAAACUGGCUCUCAUGAGGACCGCCACAGGAAUGGAAGACCCAGAGUUACCUCUGCUGCAGAGGAUAAGUUCAUUAGAGUUACCAGCCUCAGAAUUUGCAGCCCAAAUAAAUGCUUCACAGAGUUCAAGUAACACACAUCUCAACAUCAACUGUUCAGAGGAGACUGUGUGAAUCAGGCCUUAAUGGUCUAAUUGCUGCAAAGAAACCACUUCUAAAGUACACCAAUAAGAAGAAGAGACUUGCUUAGGCCAAGAAACACGAGCGAUGGACAUUAGACUGGUUGAAAUGUGUGCUUUGGUCUGGAGUCCAAAUUGGAGAUUUUUGGUUCCAACCGCCGUGUCUUUGUGAGACGCGGUGUGGGUGAACGGAUGAUCGCCGCAUGUGUAUUUCUCACCGUAAAGCAUGGAGGAGGAGGUGUUAUGGUGUGGGGGUACUUUGCUGGUGACACUGUCUGUGAUUUAUUUAGAAUUCAAGGAACACUUAACCAGCAUGGCUACCACAGCAUUCUGCAGUGAUACGCCAUCCCAUCUGGUUUGGGCUUAGUGGGACUAUCAUUUGUUUUUCACCUUGACAAUGACCCAACACACCUCCAGGCUAUAUAAGGGCUAUUUUACCAAGAAGGAGAUUGAUGGAGUGUUGCAUCAGAUGACCUGGCCUCCACAAUCCCCUGACCUCAACCCAUUUGAGAUGGUUUGGGAUGAGUCGGACCGCAGAGUGAAGGAAAAGCAGCCUACAAGUGCUCUGCAUAUUUGGGAACUCCUUCAAGACUGUUGGAAAAGCCUUCCAGGUGAAGCUGGUUGAGAUAAUGCCAAGAGUGUGCAAAGCUGUCAAGGCAAAGGGUGGCUACUUUGAAGAAUCUCAAAUAUAAAAUAUUUUUUGAUUUGUUUAACACUUUUUUUGGUUACUACAUGAUUCCAUAUGUUAUUUCAUAGUUGUGAUGUCUUCACUAUUAUUCUACAAUGUAAAAAUAAAGAAAACCCAUUGAAUGAGUAGGUGUGUCCAAACUUUUGACUUUUACUCUAUACUAAGGCAUUUGUGAAAAUUCUAUAGCAAAUAUGUCAGUACCACAGGAGUCCUUUUACAUUUGGGAACUUUACAGUCCUAUUGACCAAACAACCAUAAAAAGGAAGGCUGUCUUUCCCUGUAUGCACGUCAACAAAAUCAACAACUAAUGCUAACCAGAGCAAGAUGAGCUAAAAUCUAACGAAGGAACAUUAGAUAAACCCUUUCAAACCUUUUCAGCUAAUUGGCCCUCAAAAUUGUUAUGCAAAACAAUGGGGAAUUUUAGCCUACUCGUCCUUCUGCAGCUUGCCUGCAACCAAGCAGCCAAGCUAACUGGCUAGCUAGCUACUUCCAGACACAAAUGAGAGAACACCGCACUCUGACCAUUUUACUCGCCCUAGCAGAGCUGGUUAGCUAGGCGGUUUACAUUACAUUUGUUUAAAAAAAAUUGUAAUUUAGCAGACGCUCUUAUCCAGAGCGACUUACAGUAGUGAAUGCAUACAUUUCCGUACUUUCUCGUACUGGUCCCCCAUGGGAAUGCGAACCCACAACCCUGGUGUUGCAAGUGGGCAUGCUCUACCGAUUGUUACCUAGAGCGUUCAUGACUUUUUUUGCCUACGUUUACCUGACAUCGAUCAUAUUUAGCGGAUGUUGCGCGUUCGUAAAUUCAUCAGUUAUUCUACGCUCUGGCACACGAGAGUGCUCUGAAAUCGGAGUAGAUAGCCAGAGUGAAUUUGUAUGCAAGAGAUAUGCUAACUGGAUAAGUCUUUCAACUUCAUGCAAGCUAACCAAAUGACAUCUGCAUCUCUAGCUGUGUAUUGCCACCGAAAAAUUAUAUGAGGGGAAAAAGUCAGUAACUCACCCACUCCUCCAAUGCACACGACAUUACAUCCUCCUAGCAGCUAGCUAACGUUAGGCUCCGUGUUUUUAGCUUGCUAAAUAAAUAGAUACGCUAGCCUAUUAGCCACGUUAUGACUGACUUGUGGUCAUUGCCCUUGCUAGUUUGAUUGUAUUGACAUUCCCAGCCUUAGUUACUGUACAUUCGUCUGUUUUUGUCCAAAAUAUUGAGUCAUUGUAACUGAAACAGUGCAUCCCAAAUGGAGGCAGGAAACAAUGUACCAGGCCAGCUAUGAUUUACAACCUGAUAGCAAUAUUUUUGGGAAUACCAAGAAAUGUUUUGGUGAAUUAUAUUAAUCAUGCAUUGAACUGCAUCCAUCUAUUAUGCCAACAAUGCCUUAGUGUACGUCAUGGAAUGUUGAGUCAAAUACAACCUAUUUUUAAAACCUCUUAUAAAGUUGGUUUUGUAGCAUAAACUGGGAAUUUGAUAUUUUUGACUGAUAUUAUGAUUGUCUGUUUGUUUCAUAUCUGCAAAGUAGUUAAAACACUGUCAGUUCCACUUUAAAGAUAGUAGCUAACAAUUGUUGGCAAGGGAAAUGGAUUUCAGUAAAGAGACCACUCCACCACCUCUACCCUGUCUGUCAGCUCUGAACUCAUUAUAACAUUCAAUAUUAAUAUCAGAGUCCAGAAUGUCCACAGAUAUCCAAGUUUCAGUCAAUAACAGAAUGUCCGGAUUUGUCUGCAUAGCCUAGAUCUUUUUAGGAUCCAGUUAGAAUCCAGUUUAGGAUGUAAGCUCCUAACGUUCAGAUGCAGAUUCAGAUCAACCCAAGUCGUUUAUGAUUUUUAAAGUCACAUGGAGUCUCCAACUCAAACAAGCUACGUUCAAUAGGUGGUUGCAGGCCAUGUCUGAUGGUUGAUAUUGAUAAAGUUGGUAUGGCUAUAAGAUUGCAUAGAACUGCACCAUUUGGUCUAUCCCUAUUUGUAAUAAAGGAGAGAUUAGAAAUUGAAAUUACUUUUCCAAGGUUGGCACCAUAGGGCCUGAGGCCACAGCCAAUGUCAGUAUGAGGAACUCUCAGAGUAACCAAUGAUGGAAUGUUAUAAACUGACUUACGUUAGCUUUGGUUGCUAUCAUGCAACAUCCCAAGCCCUCUACGUGAUUUGAAAACAGAGGGGGUAUUCAAGUUUAUGGAAUUAACAUUUGAACUAAUAGUACUGGGUGAGCAGACCACUGUGGGCUUCUCUUUUGAGCUAACAAUAGCAGAUCUAACAGUGGAGUACAAACAAAUUGGUACAAGAUUGCAACUGACAACACCCCUGGCAGUAUAGACAACAGUACGACGACAAUGCUUAGAAAAGAGAGGAGGUAUUACCUGAGCAUUUAGCACUAGCUGAAGUUUAUUUAGUGCUUUAUCCGGGUAUCCGGAGAGUAGAGCAUUGCAGUAGUCUAAUCUUGAAGUGACAAGAGCAUGGAUUAGGUUUUCUGCAUCAUUUUUAGACAAAAGGUUUCAGAUUUUUGCGAUGUUACAAAGAUGAAGAAAAGUUGCUCUUUAAAUAUUUUGUUUGUUCGUCAAAAGAGAGAUCAGGGUCCAGAGUAAUGCCAAGGUCCUUCAGUUUUAUUUGAGACAACUGUACAAACAUCAUGAAUAAUUGUCAUAUCAAACAGCAGAUCUCUUUGUUUCUUGGGAUCUAGAACUACCAUCUCUGUUUUGUCCGACUUUAAACGUUUAAAGAAAUCUACCAUCCACUUCCUUAUGUCUGAAACACAGGCUUCCAGGGUAGGCAAUUUUGGGGCUUCACCAUGUUUCAUCAAAAUGUACGCAUAGAAUUUGGUUCGUCUGCAUAGCAAUGAACGUUGACAUUGUGUUUCCGAAUUACAUCACCAAGAGGUAGAAUAUAUAAUGAAAACAAUAGUGGUCCUAAAACGGAACCUUGAGGAACACCGAAACUUACCAUUGAUUUGUCAGAGGACAAACCAUCCACAGAGACGAACUGAUAUCUUUCUGACAGAUAAGAUCUAAACCAGACAAGAACUUGUAAUUUGUUUUUCUAAAAACCUUUUUUGCUUUGUCAUUAUGGGGUAUUGUGUGUAGAUAGAUGAGGGGAAAAAAGUAAUUUAAUCCAUUUUAGAAUAAGGCUGUAAUGUAACAAAAUGUGGACAAAGUUAAGAGGUCUGAAUACUUUCCGAAUGCACUGUAUUUAGAGAAUAUGAUGCCACGAGUUGAUUUCACAUAUAUAUCCACCCCUCCCCCUUUUUUCAGUCUGUCACACCUGAAGUCUAGUCCCCUGUAGCUCAGUUGGUAGAGCAUGGCGCUUGCAACACCAGGGUUGUGGGUUCGUUUCCCACGGGGGGCCAGUAUGAAAAUGUAUGCACUCACUAACUGUAAGUCGCUCUGGAUAAGAGCGUCUGCUAAAUAACUAAAAUGUAAAUGUAAGAUGUUGUAAUCAGCAAUGUUUUUAUCUGGGAUCAAGCCAUUUAGCCAAGUCUCUGUUGAGAACCAAAAUACCUAGGCUCGUAUCAUGCACGAUGAUAACGCUGUGAAAUAGUGGGAUUGGGAAGAAUUACCUGAGCAGGGCUCUUGUGCAAGGCACUUAACCCUAAUUGCUCCUGUAAAUCGCCUUGGAUAGGAACACCUGCUAAAUGACUCAAAUGUAAAAUGUAAAUGUUAUAGGAGCCUCCUCGAUGUUGGCCAAGAUAACUUUUGCCCCUCUCCUAUUUGGAUGCAAGCCAUCCCUCUUGUAAAAUUGGGGCCUCUCCCAAAAGUGGUCAAUUGUCAAUAUAAAGUUAAUUUGUGUCAAAUUUUUGGAUUUGUCUGAUAUGUAAUCUUGGCACCCAGAACCAAAUCUUGUGUGCACACCAGUCGGCUACUAAAAUGCGUUUGAUCUGAAAUGUAGCAUUAUCCCUACGAGGGAUAGGCCUAUAAGAGUUGCAAUUUGUUUGAACUUGUCCCUGCUUUGGAAACACCUUAGGUCAUUAGAUAUAUUUCCAGGGCUCUCCAUACCUUAUGACAUUUCAUGAAUGGCCUUCAUUGACUAAUUCUGCAUAGUUUGAUUUUAUCCUACAUUUUAAUUACUGAGAAUAAUUUAAGCCUACUAGAAAGUGUGUGCCCUCAGGCCUGUACGGAAGCAAAAGUCACACCACUACCUAAGAAUAGUAAAGCCCCCUUUACUGGCUCAAAUAGCCGACCAAUCAGCAUGUUACCAACCCUUUGUAAAGUUAAGGAAAAAAUGGUGUUUGACAAGAUACAAUGCUAUUUUACAGUAAACAAAUUGACAACAAACUUUCAGCACGCUUCUAAGGAAGGACAUUCAACAAGCACAGCACUGACUGAUCAUUGGCUGAGAGAAAAUGAUGAUAAAAAGAUUGUGGGGGCUCUUUUGUUGGACUUCAGUGCGGCUUUUGACAUUAUCGAUCAUAGUCUGCUGCUGGAAAAAUGUAUGUGUUAUGGCUUUACACCCCCUGCUAUAUUGUGGAUAAAGAGUUACCUGUCUAACAGAACACAGAGGGUGUUCUUUAAUGGAAGCCUCUCCAACAUAAUCCAGGUGGAAUCAGGAAUUCCCCAGGGCAGCUGUCUAGGCCCCUUACUUUUUUCAAUCUUUACUAACGACAUGCCACUGGCUUUGUGUAAAGCCAGUGUGUCUAUGUAUGUGGAUGACUCAACACUAUACAUGCCAGCUGCUACAGCAACUGAAAUGACUGCAACACUUAACUAAGAGCUGCAGUUAGUUUCAGAAUGUGUGGCAAGGAAUAAGUUAGUCCUAAAUAUUUCAAAAUCUAAAAGGAUUGUAUUUGGGACAAAUCAUUCACUAAACCCUAAACCUCAACUAAAUCUUGUAAUAAAUCCUGUGGAAAUUGAGCAAGUUGAGGUGACUAAGCUGCUUGGAGUAACCCUGGAUUGUAAACUGUCAUGGUCAAAACAUAUUGAUACAAAAGUAGCUAAGAUGGGGAGAAGUCUGUCCAUAAUAAAGUGCUGCUCUACCUUCUUAAUAGCACUAUCAACAAGGCAGGUCCAAAUUGCAAUUGGCUCAGAACAGGGCAGCACGGCUGGCCCUUGGAUGUACACAGAGAACAAGCAUUAAUCAAUCUCUCCUGGUCUCAUCACUACUUGUAUUUGUGAGAGAUAUUGACAUGUUGAAAGCACCGAGCUGUCCAUUUAAAUGACUAGCACACAGCUCAGACACCCAUGCAUACCCCACAAGACAUGCCACCAGAGGUCUCUUCACAGUCCCCAAGUCCAGAACAAGAACACACUAUGGGAGGCGCACAGUACUACAUAGAGCCAUGACUACAUGGAACUCUAUUCCACAUCAGGUAACUGAUGCAAGCAGUAGAAUCAGAUUUAACAAUAGAUAAAAAUACACCUUAUGGAACAGCGGGGACUGUGAAGCAACAAAAACAUAGGCACAGACACAUGCAUACACACACAUGAUAACAUAUGCACUAUACACACACACACACGCACAUGGAUUUUGUGUUGUAGAUAUGUGGUAGUGGAGAAUGGGCCUGAGGAUACACACUUAGUGUGUUGUGAAUUCUGUAAUGAAUGUAUUGUAAUGUUUUAAAAAUUGUAUAACUGCCUUAAUUUUGCCGGACCCCAGGAAGAGUAGCUGCUGCCUUGGCAGCAGUUAAUGGGGAUCCAUAAUAAAUACAAAUAGUCAGUCCCAUGUCCUUAUUAUCCAUGUCUUUAUUGCCUUCAGAAAAUAACCCCCCCAUGAGGACAACCCUUCUCAAUACAGUGAAGCAAAUGGACCUGAGUGGCCUUCCGAUCAAAACCUCCAAGAUUCCCAUCAACCCCCUUAACUUCACUGUGAGUAUUUGUACCAUAGCCUGUCUCAUCUUUCUGCUCAACAGAGCCUACUGCAGCUCCUCUCUUUUCCUGCAAAAAGCUCCUUCCCUCCUCCAAAAAGACUAAAAAGACAAAGGUUGCCAUUUACUCUAAAGCCCUGUUUAUACCUGGUGCUAACAUGCAUCCUUUGUCCUGAUCUUGUCCACAUUCUGAUUGUGCCCACAUUUUUAGACAGGUGUAGACGAUUAAAAUAAACAUUUUGAUCUGAUUGUGAUCAGAUCUUCCUGACUACCUCCGGAGGUAGUCAGGCACACAUUGUGCAGUGGGGUUCGCUGUAAUACUGGUGCUGGUCGUUUGUCUCAGAGGCCACUGAUUACUGUCGGAUUAAUUGCACAUCAUGCUCACAGCAGGGGUCCUGUUGACUCCCCGCUGAGGAGUAGUCAAUCUGAUUCACACUCUCUCACCCUGCACCUCGGCUGAGCAUUUGUGCUCAGUGUACUGUCAAGGCUUGUUUGUUUCCUGGAGCUUUGGUAGUCCCAUCGUGACGCUGGCGCGUUUUGGACUUCUAACCGCUUUUUAACAAUGUGUGUUUGAGCUACAGACUAUCUAUUUCUUCUGCAUCCACUGAUUUCAGUAGAAUGUGUGAUUAACAGGCUGAGCUAGAGCAGUGUUUGUGAGACAAGGGCGGAUCCCGAAAACGGUUCUUCUCACAAAAAUGUCUGUAAUUUCCGAACGGUUUGAGCUACAAACUAUUAUGACCCAUCUAUGAAAAGCUGAGACUCUCACAAACCGGUUUUCAGUGGUGGCAAAAGUACCAAGUUGUCAGACUUGAGUAAAAGUAAAGAUACCUUUGUAGAAAAUGACUUAAGUAAAAGUGAAAAAUUUCGCAUUCCUUUUUUAAGCAAACCAGACGGCACAAUUUGCUAUUUAAAUGUUGUUGUUUUUUACAGAUAGCUGGGGUACACUCCAACAAUGUGUUUAGUGAGUCCGCCAGAUCAGAGGCAGUAGGGAUGACCAGGGAUGUUCUUUUAAUAAGUGCAUGAAUUGGACCAUUUUCUGCCUAAACAUUCAAAAUGUAACGAGUACUUUUGGCUGUCAGGGAAAAUGUAUGGAGUAAAAAGUACAUUACUUUCUUUAGGAAUGUAGUGGAGUAAAAGUAAAAGUUGUCAAAAUAUAAAUUGUAAAGUACAGAUACCCCAAAACACUGCUUAAGUAGUACUUUAAAGUAUUUUUACUUAAGUACUUUACACCACUGCUGGUUGUUGUGGACUCGGCAGAGGCGAGUCCCCUACAACCGGAUGUUCCGGUUUUUAGGGGAAAUGGAAAGAGAGCCUCUAAUGAGACUUCCGCUUUUGUACAUUAACAAGGCGACACUCAAUCUUAACUCCUCUUCCACAUCUACUGGAUUGGUUGAACAGUGCAGCAGAGAACCUCCACUGACAGUUUUCUUUAUUCUCGUCAAGACCAGUAUUUAGGGGGAUCUAGUUUCAGGUGUUUAUUUUACAUCUGCUACGUUAGGUUAGGGGUUCUUCUACACAGUUAAAAUAUAAGCGCCCACUAUUUUACCUUUGACCUUUUUUGAAGAUCAUAGGAAAUCCCAGGACAGUAUCUAUAAAACUAUAAUAAGCUCACAUAGUUGCUGUCACAAACAUUUGUCGAUAAAACUCAUGAAUGCAGCUGUUUAUGUCGUCCAUCCAUCCGUCCCCCCCCAAAGAAAAAUAAAUAAAAAUAAAAUUAAUCUAUAUACUCGUAGCCCUGGUUGUCCUGAAAAGAAAAUGGCUAAAUAUGAGGGCAGAGCAAGCAAUGAAUGAAAGUAGUGAAUUUCACUGUGGGAUUUCCUGGGACUGAUAAGGUUAAAUGUUCCCACCAUUGCUUGUUUUGAAUAAUACAAAGCAGCAAUAUGGUAGUAUAGUAUAUUUCCUCUGUACAUAUUUUACUGCAAAGGCACGGGGUCUUAUAGUAUAUAGUGCAGUAUGAGAUUUGUGACAGAAUAAAUCCAUUUCAAAUCAACUUUCUCAUCCUCAGUCUCCACUGAACAAACUAAAGAAGAAGAACGUGGAGGAGCUUGAAGAGGAGACCCCAGAGAAAGAGGAGUUGGAUUGGUGGUCCAAGUACUACGCGUCACUGGACGAGCUUAGAAACCAGGUAUAUAGUGAGUGUUACCAAGCAAUGUUUUUAUACCAAGGGUGGGCUUGGUGUGCUGAAAUGUAAUCUCAACAGUGAGCUGCGGGCCAAAAAAAACAGACAACAUUGUUCAUAAUUACAUCAGAUGUUUCUGGAAGUCUCUGGUGGGCCAAACCAACAUUUGUUGUUUGGGGACCAGGUUUGUUGCUACUUUAUACAGCAUCAGAAUACAAUCAAAUCCCUCUUUUAAUUUGUUUUGCAAUACAUUUUUAAUUCACAAGAAAUGUCAGUAUUUGGUUUUGCUACAGUACUAUCAUAGAAUUGAAGCCAUUAAUGUUUCUCUGUUUUGAUGAUAGUGAGACACAUUUUUAUUAUUUCCAGACUGAGAACGAGGAGGACAUGGAUGAACAACAGGAAACAGGUAACUCCACACAGCUGAGAGUUGUUGUCUGUCUAAUACAGAUGUCUAUGGCUCGGUCUUAGUUAGAUGCAUAGGGGAAUGACAAUCAUCACAGACUAUUUGAUUGUUUAAAAUACCUGGGGUGAGUUUCCCAAAACCUCAUAGCUAAAAUGGAGAAUGCAACCAUUUUAAAAUCAAAAUAUUUGACUGUCAAUCUUAAUGAAAUCUUAUGUACUUUGCCGCUCUACCAGUGACGUAGGUGUCAUCAAGAAAAAUAGUACUACUUUACUUACGAAGCUUUUGGUAAAAUCACCCCAGAACUUUUUUAAUUAAAUAGUUAUAUUUAUCCUUUACUUUCUUAUUUGUGCCCUGUUCUUCAUAAUUUUUUUGGGACUCUAAUCUUUUAUACAAGAGUUGAAUAUAAUGACAUUCCCAGCAUGCAUUAAUGCAGUAAUGCAUCAGCCAUGUGUGCCAAGAGAUCCUUUCCCCAUCUCAGUGUGGAAAUCUGCACAUACUGUAUCUCAAUGAAGGCCUCAAUGCACAGAGCCAUUGUAAUCUCUCAGUUAAAAGUAAUGUUUAUUCAACAGAUGGUGGCACAUUAGAAGCAGAGGAGGAGGAUGCAGUGAUAGUGGAGAUAGAGCCACCGCCCAAACCGAAACGGAAAAAGAUAGCAACUCUCCAGGUGAGAAUUUGCAAAUAAUUUUCUCGGUGAGAAUUUGAUGAAGCCUGUACAGCACAUGUUAUACAGAAGUAAUGGCACUAUGGCAGGUGAACAAAAAGCCCCUUCUAGAGAUUGUUCACACAAAACAUAAACAUGUUAUGGCCACAGUAAUGUUAUGGUAAAACGAACGUUUUGGAAAUGUUAGAUUCCUACCACGGUAUAUCCACAGUUAAAUACAGUAAGGCUGUGGCCUGGGGUGGUCUCGCAGUAUGGAUGCCAAUGCUGGCGUAGAUUCAAAUCCGGUCCAUGCCCUUCUAGCACACCAUCCCUCCUCCUUACUUUCUUGUAUCUCCUCAUUGUGUCUGUCCAAUAUACUUGAAAAUGUGAGCAAAAAAUACAGUAAGGCGACAGGAAUAACCUGGGUGUUUUCUCAGCUCUAUAAAUCAGAACUGGAGGAUGGGUUUAGUGAAUUCAUGGAUUGGCUGCACACAUUCCCCAUCUACAAAGGCAAAGCCAUUGAGGAAGAGGAUGAGGAUGAAGAGGAGAGAAGCAUGGGGAAAUACAAGGUGAGUGAGAUAAGAACAAAUCAUUACUCUAGACCUAAAAGAGAAAUCUGUCUCCCUCAAUAAAUCAAAUCAGAUUGAUUUUUACUGUCAUAAGUGUCAAACCACUCUUCAGUACUGAGACAGUGUUAGUAAAAAAGUGUUUUUUGUUGCCACAGGGUUCCUUUUUGAUUUAUCCCAUCUCACCUGAGGAUGAACAUGCAGAGUGCCGGAUUACCAACGGAAUUCCCAAAAAUACACCCAUUAAAGUGCUAGUGCGGGUGUAUGUUGUGAAGGUAGGCUUAUAAGCUAGCAUGUUUUUGAUGCUUAUAUGUUUUCAAGAAAUGUGAAUUGAACUGAAUGUGAAAAACCUCUGCUCAACUUGUAAUAUGUUAAUACAAUGUUAUUACUCGAGUAAUAACAACCUUACUACAUAAGUAUAAGAGCAACUUAAUGAACAAUGUUACCAAUCUCCCCCAUGAUUUUCCAGGCCACCAACCUGGCCCCUACUGACCCCAAUGGAAAGGCAGAUCCCUAUGUGGUGGUGAAAGUUGGUGGACAGAGCAUGGGCAGCAAGGACCGCUAUAUUCCCAAACAGCUCAACCCAGUGUUUGGAGAGUGAGUGGUAACAGGAAGAAUUAUACAUAUUAAACUACCUAGUAUGAAUAUACAGAGUUAAACCAAACAUUAAACCAAUAACCAUUUUCAAGGAGUAUUGCAGAAACUAUCACUAUUUAACAAACACAUUAAAGGCCCAGCGUAGUCAAAUUCCGAUUCAUGUCCUCUUUGUACAAUAGCUGAAAAAUCUGUGAAAGUGUGACAAUAUGAUUAGUGUUAUUUUACGAUUGUUUCCGUUUGAAAAUACGAUCUACAGGUCCUUUUUUCAGCCGGUUCUGCAUGUAUAGAGUUUUUACAUGUUGCCUUCUCCUGUAGAGUGUUUGAGCUGACCGUGUCCUUCCCACUGGAGACGGAACUUACUCUGAUGGUGUUUGACCACGACUUGGUGGGCUCUGAUGACCUCAUCGGAGAGACGCGAAUUGACCUGGAGAACCGUUUCUACAGCCGUCACUACGCAGGCUGUGGCAUCGGCCUCUACUAUGACAAGUGUGUCUGAUAUUCCUGUCCAUACAGGACAUUACAUCUCAAUAAUGGCACAAGAUAUUACAGUGCAUCAGAAUGGCAUAACCUCAUCACUGGUCUUUGCAGCGUCAUUUUAGGCAGCUGUUUUCUGUGAUUGCAGAGACGGAUACAAUAAGUGGAGAGACGCCAAGAAACCAUCCGCCAUUCUGGCAGAGCUCUGCAGGAAAAAUGCGAUUCCCUCUCCGGAAUACCGUGAAUCGGAAAUCAAAGUUCUAAACAAGAUCUUCAAAGUGCCUGAUGAAGCGUUUCCUGAAGGUCUGUUUCCUUUAAGAUGUGGGUCGUUCUGUACGAAACUGAAACAAAAAAAGACCAUGGCCAGGAUUCAAUCAGAUCAGCGGUAACCCGGGUUAGCCGACAAACGCAUAGCUUUUCAUUGCUUUUGUUUUGGCGGUGUCGCAGGUGUAACUGCGUUGGAACUGUCAAAUCGGUGAGCAGCUGCUCUUGUGGUCAUUGUCAUGAAACCACACCCGUCCUUAUAUCCCACCUGUGUUAGAAGUUCAGAAGGAGAAAGUGUAGGCGAUAUAGAGAUAAUGAUACUAAAAUCAUUAGACAAAAUAAUAAGGAUUUAUAUCAUCCUAGUUGAGGUGUAGAUUACAGCUCACAUUCCAGUUUUCAAACUUGUAAUGAAAUGAACGUUAUAGAGUCUAGAUCCAAAUAUCAAAUAUACAGUGCAUACCAAAUAUCCUUGCUCCAGAGGGCAUUUUCAUUUAUUACAUUUCAGAAUGAUCCAAAAAGUAAUUGGCAUUUUUUAAAUUCCAGUUUCGUGUGGAGCAACGCAUAACUGAUUUACACAAAUGACAAUCAUGUGCUCAUAGACAAUAUUUGCAGCUGCAUUAUAAACAUGUUAAUAACUCAUCCAUAACAUGAACAAGUGGUGCUAUCAUAUUCCUGUUUCCUUUGUGUCCUCAGAGUUGCUGAAGAAGAACAAGAAGACAGAAGAGGAUCUGCAUGAGCUGGAUGAGCACAAGGCCCUGAGUGUGUUGCACCGGUGGGGGGAGAUGAGGGAGUUCUGCGAGGGAGCCUGUCCCCUUGUACCAGAGCACGUGGAGGUGCGCUCCCUCCUCAACUCUGAGAAACCAGGACUGCCUCAGGUGAGAGCACAUUUCUUACAACAAAUGCAGUUCAAAGUGCUUAACAACCAAUAAAAUAAAAGGUGAGAAAGAUAACAAACACAAUAUGUUUCUAUACAAAUAUAAAAUUAAGAUAGGCAAGAAUAAAAUUAAGAGACAAAUUAAAAUAGUAAAACAAUAGUAAAAUAAAUAAAUAAAAGGGGAUAAAGUAAACAAAAGACAAAUAAGAACACCUUUAGUAAAAGCACAGCUAAAGCGAAGCUUUUUUCUAAAAAAACUAUUUAACCGUUUCUGAAGCUCUCAAAAGCCUCAUUAGUCCAUGGGCCAGUGGGAAAAUGUGUCCACUUUGGGGGAUAAUCAAUGUGUGAAAUGUGGCUGGCUGGCCCAUGGACUAUCUGGCAGGCUGUUCCAAAGGUCAUGACCAGAGUGACUGAAGGCAGCCUCACCAAAAGUUUUUGUUCUAGCUUUGGAACAACAACAAAAAACAAUGUCAGGGGAUCUGAGGGACCGACCAGGCACAUACAGUGAGCUACAAAAGUAUUUACUGUUUGUUUUGUUUUUGUUUCAGAUAAUUUUUUGCCCAAUAGAAAGGAAUGGUAAAUGAUGUAUUGUGUCAUUUUAGAUUCACUUUUAUUGUAAAUAAGAAUAUAAUAUGUUUCUAAACACUUCUACAAUUAUGUGGAUGCUACCAUGAUUACGGAUAAUCCUGAAUGAAUCGUGGAUAAUGAUGAGUGAGAAAGUUACAGAUGCACAAAUAUCAUAUCCCCCAAGACAUGCUAACCUCCCCUGUUAUUGUAAUGAUGAGAGGUUAACAUGUCUUAGGGGUAUGAUAUUUGUGCGUCUGUAACUUUCUCGUUCAUUAUUCACGAUUCAUUCAGGAUUAUCCAUAAUCAUGGUAGCAUCCACCUAAUUGUAGAAGUGUUUAGAAACAUAUUCUAUUCUUAUUUACAAUAAAAGUGACUCCAAAAUGAGACAAUACAUCAUUUACCAUUCCUUUCUAUUCUCAGCUGACAGUUUGCACUUUAACCUCAUAGUAUUUGUAUCAUUUCAAAUCUAAAGUGCUGGAGUACAGAGCCAAAACAACAGAAAAUGUGUCACUGUCCCAAUACUUUUGGAGCUCACUGUAUCUUAAGCCUUGUUCACACUGGCAGAUUGAAGUGACUCAAAUCCUAUUUUGUUGCAUAUCUGAUUUGAAUCUGAUCUUUUUCCUGCAGUAUGAACAGCCAAAACACACAUGGAAUCAGAUAUUUCAAGCCACAUUUUAAACUACCUUCAUAGGUGGUUUGAAAUCAAAUACAAGUCUGAUUCCUGGCAAUGUGACUUGUCUGAACUGUAAAAUCUGAUUGACUGAUUGAUUAAAAAAAAAUCUUCACUGUUAUUUGGCAUACAGUGAAGGAAAAAACGUAUUUGACCCCCUGCUGAUGUUGUACGUUUGCCCACUGACAAAAUAAAUGAUCAGUCUAUAAUUUUAAUGGUAGGUUUACAGUGGGGGAAAAAAUUAUUUAGUCAGCCACCAAUUGUGCAACUUCUCCCACUUAAAAAGAUGAGAGAGGCCUGUAAUUUUCAUCAUAGGUCAACUAUGACAGACAAAAUGAGAAAAAAAAAUCCUGAAAAUCACAUUGUAGGAUUUUUAAUUAAUUUAUAUGCAAAUUAUGGUGGAAAAUAAGUAUUUGGUCAAUAACAAAAGUUUCUCUAUACUUUGUUAUAUACCCUUUGUUGGCAAUGACACAGGUCAAACGUUUUCUGUAAGUCUUCACAAGGUUUUCACACACUGUUGCUGGUAUUUUGGCCCAUUCCUCCAUGCAGAUCUCCUCUAGAGCAGUGAUGUUUUGGGGCUGUCGCUGGGCAACACGGACUUUCAACUCCCUCCAAAGAUUUUCUAUGGGGUUGAGAUCUAGAGACUGGCUAGGCCACUCCAGGACCUUGAAAUGCUUCUUACGAAGCCACUCCUUCGUUGCCCGGGCGGUGUGUUUGGGAUCAUUGUCAUGCUGAAAGACCCAGCCACGUUUCAUCUUCAAUGCCCUUGCUGAUGGAAGGAGAUUUUCACUCAAAAUCUCACGAUACAUGGCCCCAUUCAUUCUUUCCUUUACACGGAUCAGUCGUCCUGGUCCCUUUGCAGAAAAACAGCCCCAAAGCAUGAUGUUUCCACCCCCAUGCUUCACAGUAGGUAUGGUGUUCUUUGGAUGCAACUCAGCAUUCUUUGUCCUCCAAACACGACGAGUUGAGUUUUUACCAAAAAGUUCUAUUUUGGUUUCAUCUGACCAUAUGACAUUCUCCCAAUCCUCUUCUGGAUCAUCCAAAUGCACUCUAGCAAACUUCAGACGGGCCUGGACAUGUACUGGCUUAAGCAGGGGGACACGUCUGGCACUGCAGGAUUUGAGUCCCUGGCGGCGUAGUGUGUUACUGAUGGUAGGCUUUGUUACUUUGGUCCCAGCUCUCUGCAGGUCAUUCACUAGGUACCCCCGUGUGGUUCUGGGAUUUUUGCUUGUGAUCAUUUUGACCCCACGGGGUGAGAUCUUGCGUGGAGCCCCAGAUCGAGGGAGAUUAUCAGUGGUCUUGUAUGUCUUCCAUUUCCUAAUAAUUGCUCCCACAGUUGAUUUCUUCAAACCAAGCUGCUUACCUAUUGCAGAUUCAGUCUUCCCAGCCUGGUGCAGGUCUACAAUUUUGAUUCUGGUGUCCUUUGACAGCUCUUUGGUCUUGGCCAUAGUGGAGUUUGGAGUGUGACUGUUUGAGGUUGUGGACAGGUGUCUUUUAUACUGAUAACAAGUUCAAACAGUUGCCAUUAAUACAGGUAACGAGUUGAGGACAGAGGAGCCUCUUAAAGAAGUUGUUACAGGUCUGUGAGAGCCAGAAAUCUUGCUUGUUUGUAGGUGACCAAAUACUUAUUUUCCACCAUAAUUUGCAAAUAAAUUCAUAAAAAAUCAUACAAUGUGAUUUUCUGGAGAAAAAAAAUCUCAAUUUGUCUGUCAUAGUUGACGUGUACCUAUGAUGAAAAUUACAGGCCUCUCUCAUCUUUUUAAGUGGGAGAACUUGCACAAUUGGUGGCUGACUAAAUACUUUUUUCCUCCACUGUAUUUGAACAGUGAGAGACAGAAUAACAACAAAAAGAUCCAGAAAAAUGCAUGUAACAUUUUUUAUAAGUUGAUUUCCAUUUUAAUGAGGGAAAUAAGUAUUUGACCCCUCUGCAAAACAUGACUUAGUACUUGGUGGCAAAACCCUUGUUGGCAAUCAGAGGUCAGACGUUUCUUGUAGUUGGGCACCAGGUUUGCACACAUCUCAGGAGGGAUUUUGUCCCACUCCUCUUUGCAGAUCUUCUCCAAGUCAUUAAGGUUUCGAGGCUGACGUUUGGCAACUCGAACCUUCAGCUCCCUCCACAGAUUUUCUAUGGGAUUAAGGUCUGGAGACUGGCUUAAAAAAUAUAUAUAAAUAUUUAUUUCACCUUUAUUUAACCAGGUAAGCCAGUUGAGAACAAGUUCUCAUUUACAACUGCGACCUGGCCAAGAUAAAGCAAAGCAGUGCAAUAAAAACAACAACACAGAGUUACAUAUGGGGUAAACAAAACAUAAAGUCAAAAAAUACAACAAAAAAAUAUAUAUACAGUGUGUGCAAAUGUAGCAAGUUAUGGAGGUAAGGCAAUAAAUAGGCUAUAGUGCAAAAUAAUUACAAUUAGUAUUAACACUGGAAUGAUAGAUGUGCAAGAGAUGAUGUGCAAAUAAAGAUACUGGGGUGCAAAUGAGCAAAAUAAAUAACAAUAUGGGGAUGAGGUAGUUGGGUGGGCUAAUUUCAGAUGGGCUGUGUACAGGUGCAGUGAUCGGUAAGGUGCUCUGACAACUGAUGCUUAAAGUUAGUGAGGGAGAUAAGAGUCUCCAGCUUCAGAGAUUUUUGCAAUUCGUUCCAGUCAUUGGCAGCAGAGAACUGGAAGGAAUGGCGGCCAAAGGAGGUGUUGGCUUUGGGGAUGACCAGUGAGAUAUACCUGCUGGAGUGCAUACUACGGGUGGGUGUUGCUAUGGUGACCAAUGAGCUAAGAUAAGGCGGGGAUUUGCCUAGCAGUGAUUUAUAGAUAGCCUGGAGCCAGUGGGUUUGGCGACGAAUAUGUAGUGAGGACCAGCCAACAAGAGCGUACAGGUCACAGUGGUGGGUAGUACAUGGGGCUUUGGUGACAAAACGGAUGGCACUGUGAUAGACUACAUCCAAUUUGCUGAGUCGAGUGUUGGAGGCUAUUUUGUAAAUGACAUCGCCGAAGUCAAGGAUCGGUAGGAUAGUCAGUUUUACGAGGGCAUGUUUGGCAGCAUGAGUGAAGGAGGCUUUGUUGCGAAACAGGAAGCCGAUUCUAGAUUUAACUUUGGAUUGGAGAUUCUUAAUGUGAGUCUGGAAGGAGAGUUUACAGUCUAAUCAGACACCUAGGUAUUUGUAGUUGUCCACAUACUCUAGGUCAGACCCGUCGAGAGUAGUGAUUCUAGUCGGGUGGGCGGGUGCCAGCAGCGUUCGAUUGAAGAGCAUGCAUUUAGUUUUACUAGUGUUUAAGAGCAGUUGGAGGCUACUGAAGGAGUGUUGUAUGGCAUUGAAGCUCGUUUGGAGGUUUGUUAACACAGUGUCCAAUGAAGGGCCAGAUGUAUACAAAAUGGUGUCAUCUGCGUAGAGGUGGAUCUAAGAGUCACCAGCAGCAAGAGCGAAAUCAUUGAUAUACACAGAGAAAAGAGUCGGCCCAAUAAUUGAACCCUGUGGCACCCCCAUAGAGACUGCCAUAGGUCCAGACAACAGGCCCUCCGAUUUGACACAUUGAACUCUAUCUGAGAAGUAGUUGGUGAACCAGGCGAGGCAGUCAUUUGAGAAACCAAGGCUAUUUAGUCUGCCAAUAAGAAUGCGGUGGUUGACAGAGUCGAAAGCCUUGGCCAGGUCGAUGAAGACGGCUGCAUAGUACUGUCUAUUAUCGAUCGCAGUUAUAAUAUCGUUUAGGACCUUGAGCGUGGCUGACGUGUUACCCAUGACCAGCUCGGAAACCGGAUUGCAUAGCGGAGAAGGUACGGUUGGAAAAUCUGUUUGUUAACUUGGCUUUCAAAAACUUUCGAAAGGCAGGGCAGGAUGGAUAUAGGUCUGUAACAGUUUGGAUCUAGAGUGUCACCCCCUUUGAAGAGGGGGAUGACCAUGGCAGCUUUCCAAUUUAUGGUGAUCUCAGACAUUACGAAAGAGAGGUUGAACAGGCUAGUAAUAGGGGUUGCGACAAUUUCGGCGGCUAGUUUUAGAAAGAAAGGGUCCACAUUGUCUAGCCCAGAUGAUUUGUAGGGGUCCAGAUUUUGCAGCUCUUUCAGAACAUCAGCUGUCUGAAUACACCCCCAAAGCAUAAUGUUUCCACCUCCAUGUUUGACGGUGGGGAUGGUGUUCUUGGGGUCAUAGGCAGCAUUCCUCCUCCUCCAAACACGGCGAGUUGAGUUGAUGCCAAAGAGCUCCAUUUUGGUCUCAUCUGACCACAACACUUUCACCCAGUUCUCCUCUGAAUCAUUCAGAUGUUCAUUGACAAACUUCAGACGGGCAUGUAUAUGUGCUUUCUUGAGCAGGGGGACCUUGCGGGUGCUGCAGGAUUUCAGUCCUUCACGGCGUAGUGUGUUACCAAUUGUUUUCUUGGUGACUAUGGUCCCAGCUGCCUUGAGAUCAUUGACAAGAUCCUCCCGUGUAGUUCUGGGCUGAUUCCUCACCGUUCUCAUGGUCAUUGCAACUCCACGAGGUGAGAUCUUGCAUGGAGCCCCAGGCCGAGGGAGAUUCACAGUUAUUUUGUGUUUCUUCCAUUUGUGAAUAAUCGCACCAACUGUUGUCACUUUCUCAUCAAGCUGCUUGGCGAUGGUCUUGUAGCCCAUUCCAGCCUUGUGUAGGUCUACAAUCUUGUCCCUGACAUCCUUGGAGAGCUCUUUGGUCUUGGCCAUGGUGGAGAGUUUGGAAUCUGAUUGACUGAUUGCUUCUGUGGACAGGUGUCUUUUAUACAGGUAACAAACUGAGAUUAGGAGCACUCCCUUUAAGAGUGUGCUCCUAAUCUCAGCUCGUUACCUGUAUAAAAGACACCUGGGAGCCAGAAAUCUUUCGGAUUGAGAGGGGAUCAAAUACUUAUUUCCCUCAUUAAAAUGCAAAUCAAUUUAUAAAAAUUUUACAUGCGUUUUUCUGGAUUUUUUAGUUGUUAUUCUGUUUCUCACUGUUCAAAUAAACCUACCAUUAAAAUUAUAGACUGAUCAUUUCUUUGUCAGUGUGCAAACGUACAAAAUCAGCAGGGGAUCAAAUACUUUUUUCCCUCACUGUAUCUUGUCACUCUGUUGACAGUUUGACAAGAACAUGUGGUAGCUAACUAGCUUGUUAAUUGUUUACAAACAAAUUAGUGAAUGUUCUAGCAAGCUAAACAGCUAGCUUUAAAAGUGAUCUUAAGGCCUUUGCAGACUGUAUGUCGGAUUCAGUAUUUUACGAAUAUCACGUCACACUGUGCAAUGUUACCAAAUAAAUAUCUUGCUAUCAACCUGGCCAGAUUGUACGAUUUACUUCAGUUAUGUCGUCACAUCCUGCAAUUGGUUUGCAAGGCUACGUCAGCCAACGCAGGCUACGUCAACUGUGGUAGUGUUUUUGAUCUGCGCAUGUCCCAGCAGCGCAAGCCUCACUCUAUGCUUAUGCGCUAGUGAAGUGAGUUUGGAAAAACUUUAAGUAUGCAUCUUAGAAAUACUUUUCACAUACAAACUUUAUAUAUGUCUGAACUCAGAUUCAAAUAGGCUUCCCCAAAAUAACAUGGUCGCUGUGGUAGAACGUUUAUUUUGAGUGCCGAUUUUGUGCAUUCAUCAAAAUCCCAUCAGGGAGCCUGAUUUCAAGAUGUGUCAUGUAAACAAGAUUGUUAGGGAAAUCGUUCUUCUUGCACAGCAUGUUAGCUAAACAUUUAAAUCAAACUAUUAUAUUAAUCGGACUAUUCCUAAUAAUCAUAUUAUUGUGCGCAUACUCAGUGCCGGCCGUGUUCCUGUUGGUCAGUCACUGGGAUCGGCUCGUAACACCAGCCACACACUACAGGAUCAAGGCAAAACAAAUCGGACACGUAGCGGUACUUCAUCGGCAGACCUAGACCCUGUCACACUGAACGAGCCAAGACGUUACGACCUAAGAAUUUGCCCACGACGUGGACAUCUUGGUUGGGGCGGCAAAAUUGUGACAUAAAAUAGUACAGUCUGCAAAGGCCUUUACACUAUGAUUUAGAACAACUUCCAUGGCAGGCAUUGUUGUCACCUUAGCUUGCUACACAACAACUUCUGAGUGAGAAGAAGCACGAGCACCACCAUCAAUCAGUCUACACCACUGCACACACACCGCCAUUACCAUGACAUGUAGCGUAGCCACGUCUGCAAAUUACUACAGUCUGAACACACACACAUCCGAUUUGGUCACUUGUAACUUACUGUUAGGACAGUCAUUAUUAUAAAAUGGAUUUUAAAAACAAAACUGAUUUGAGCAUUAAGGCCUGCAGUGAAAACAAGGCUUUAAAAGCAUGUCAGACAUGUAUUCAAAUACAUAAUCUUUAAACAAAGUGCUAGUGUGCUUUCCUCCCACGUAAAGUGAAAAUUGCAAUGCAAAUAAGCCUUGUCUGGGAAUUGUGUGACUGAAAUAAACUACUUUUAAGAACUCUGUAUACGGCUGCCUUGCUUGGGCUCUUCACCUCUGCUCCUUGAUAAGCCACAUGUCACGUGACCAGAUCAAGGAGGCGGUUACAAAGUGCUCAAAAGUUGUUUAUUUAGGAUUUUUGAGAAAUGACACCCCAGUGCUUGGACAGAAAAGUUUGUCAGCACUCUAGCAACAUUGUAUUUAUUUAACCUUUAUUUAACCAGGAAAAACCCUUGAGGUUAGAAACCUCUUUUGCGAGGGAGACCUGGCAAGAGGUCAGCAGGAAGUAGUCAGUGUGUACAUAACACAAGAGCAAAAUACAAUAUAUGGUCAACAACAUUUUCUUCUAUCAGAGCUUUAAAUUCAGCAAGCGAUACCCUCUCCUCCAGUUUUAAAGUAUUUUGCAGAUCGUUCCAAGACCAAGGAGCAAUAUAGGAAAAUAAUAUUUUUCACAUAUUUAGUCUUGGCCUUAGGAACAGUGAAAGAUAGUAGUAGCUGAGAACAGAGACUAUAAGUUUGUGAUGACCUUAUUAUUAAGGAGCACAGAUAAGUAGGCAGUAGUCCUUCUCGUAGGAAGGGAGGGCCACUUCACCAUAUCGGAUAGAUCAGAGUGAUGGGUGAGUGGUCUUGCAUUUGUUAUAAAUGUAUCUUAAGGGUGAAUCCAGUCCCAAAACAAAAUUCCUCUAUGGGGCGUCACACUCAGUGCUUCAGGGUGCCCGGGAGGCAUGAACCUUUUCCUGCAGUGGGCUAAAUCAGGGUCACACAGAGUGUUUCUUGGUAGUCUUAAACACAUCUACUUUGAAACAAAAGUAUACACCUCACACACAUGGUUAUGGGAUUAAAAAAUGACACCUGUACUAUGUCAGAUAUGGAGUUGAAAUGUAUUGAAUUUUGAGUUUGCAUCCCAAUAUUACACUUAAUAUACAUCACAGAAGACUGAAAUAUAACGAAACAGUUUGACAUAGAAACACUGGAUUUUCAGCGUUACAUUUGUAAAAAUGUUUAUUAAUUAUGUAUGUAUAUGAAAAAGAUUAAUACAAUUCCACCCAUGAGGCCACUAGGUCAUUUGGCUGCAGGAAAGGGCUACAAAAGCUGCCCUUGAUGGCCUGGACAAGUGUUAGUGAAUGACCUGAUUUGUGUUUAAUGUAACCACACAUUUUAGACAUGGAGAUGUUGGUGUUCCAGGGAUUACCCCGGAACACUUUGGUUUAGGAAGCAUUUUCUUUCACUAGUCCUUGUCCUGACUGCUCUGUGCCCGGUGCUUUCAGGGCUACGCUCACAUGUGGAUCGAUAUGUUUCCUAUGGACGUACCAGCACCUCCACCUAUCGAUAUCAAACCCCGGCUGCCUAUAAGGUAAUCCAGACUGAUCCAAAAUGUAUCUUUGAGUGUUCAAAGAUACAUUUUACAGUGUCCGUGAGGCACCAUGUCAUACUACUACAUACUAGGAUCCACAUCCUAAAGAUAUAACGCCGCAACAUUCGCUUUUCUCUCUCACUAAAGCUAUGAGUUGCGCGUGAUCAUAUGGAAUACUGAUGAUGUUGUCCUGGAUGAUGUCAACCCCUUCACUGGAAAUCCAUCCAGUGAUAUAUACAUGAAAGGGUCAGUAAAAACCACACACACACACACACACACAGAACAACCUGGUAAACCAAAUGGAGGAAUUCUUUUGUAAGUCAAUUCGGUGAUGAAAUGCCAGAUGUAACAAUGGGGCCAUUUGAGUUGUGCUUACCAGAUGUGCCUCUCAGAUGUACAGUAACUGGAUUCUGAUUAUAUGGAUGAUAUAUAAAGAUUAGUUGUAGACAGAUGUUGUGUGAAUUGACGUUGAAUUGUUUGUCACUCUGAACACAGCUGGAUUAAAGGCUUAGAUGGGAACAAACAGGAGACUGAUGUCCACUUCAACUCCUUGACUGGGGAGGGGAACUUCAACUGGCGUUUUGUCUUCCGGUUCAACUACCUCCCCACAGAGAAAGAGAUCACCUAUACGAAAAAGGAGUCAAUCUUCUCUCUGGAGGAAUCUGAGUUCCGCCAGCCUGCUGUUCUUGUGCUUCAGGUCUGGGACUAUGACCUCAUCGCUGCAAACGACUUCCUGGGUGAGAGGUCACGAUGAGUUUGUAUCUUUGUGGUUCUGUUGUCCUGUGUGGCUCAGUCGGUAGAGCAUGGCGCUUGCUACGCCAAGUGUUGAGGGUUUGAUUACGCUGGGGCCAACCAUACGUAUAAUUUAUGCAGGCAUGGCUGUAAGUCGCUUUGGGUAAAAGUGCCUGCUAAAUGGCAUAUAUUAUUGUAUCUAAGUAUAGUAUAGAAUUGUAAGUAUUAAAUUAUUUAGAUUUUUUGUUUUUUCCUCUUAUAGGUUCUCAGCUCAGAUUGGCUAAGAAAACAAUACCAGAACUACUGAUGAAUGUAACGACUACUAGUAAACAAAAACUAUAAAUUAGCACUUCAUUUUUGUAUAGAUUUUUUAAAACCUUUAUUUCAACAGGGAGUCCCAUUAAGACCAAGGUCUUUUUCACAAGGGAGCAUUUUACAAUUUUACACCUUUUACAAAAUACAGGAAAAAACAAAAAUACAGACGCACUCAAGAAAAACAUUUCUUAAAAAAGAGGUCCUCGAUCAACAUUUUGAUUUGCCCGAGAGGCACCAAUGUAUCCAGUUUAAAUUAUUAAUUGGCCCAGGCACCAACGUAUCCACUUAAAGUAUUUACUGGCCCAGGCACCAACGUAUCCACUUAAAGUAUUUACUGGCCCAGGUCUUUUCAUGAAGACUUAAUCAAGUAUUUUCCACUUCUAAUGAAGUAGAACAAAUGUAAAUAUGAAGAGUUAAUGGUGCUGUUGACAAAACUAAAUCAAACACAAUCCUUUAUCUAGUGUAUGUUUUUCAUAAUAUAUAAUGAUUUGUUUCUAGAUUGUUUAGUAGAAUUCAACACUGUAUAUCCCUACAAGUAAACAUAUACUAAUAGAGAAAUGAAGGCAAAGGCUGCUACAGGUUCAGAUCUUAGUCGUGAGUGUUGGCAUGAGCGAGUGUUGGCAUGAUAAACAUUGGUCUAUAUUCAUACUGUCCAAGCAGAAAUUCAUAAAUAGUCAUACAAAAAAAUUACUUUAAAGUGACAGUUUCCUGGCAUCUUAACCAUCUUCUUACCUCAGAAGGACACCACAAACGAUUUAUCACAGCAAUCAACAAAUUUAUUUAAUUACCACAGUUUGUCAUGUUAGCAUAAUGGGACCAGUUGAAAGUUGUAGCCGGUACGUCACCUUUUUGGAGAGGUGAUCGGUCCUUUGAUAAUUACGUUAAGAUCUGAAAUACUAUAAAGCACACAGGUUCUUUACCAACAGGGGUAGAACAUGGAAAUAACAAGCACACAACGAGAUUGCAAUAGAAGUCAUUUUAUUUUCUGCAGCAGCAAUUAAUAGUUUUAGGAUCAGCUUUGUAUUCAAUAAAUUCGUAGUUUCACACAUCAAUAAUUAACAUCGGAGUGCUCCGCAUAUAAGUAUAAAUAACUAAAUCUUCAGAGCUGUCACACGUACAAUUACUCUAUCACCAUAAUUAACUUGAUACACAUGCACACAAUAUUACGAUUAUUGUGAAUAGUCAGAUUAAUAUAAUAGUUAUAUUUCAUUGUUUACAUGCUUUGUAAGAAGAAUGAAUUUUCUAAUAAUCCUGUUUACAUGGACACAUCUGAAAUCAGGCUACCUGAUGGGACAUCCUCGGGUACCCCGUAAAGCCGGAAGACGUGAGUGAAUAGUGCCUCAGUGGUCUGUAGGGAAGUAGGGAGACCCGGCAUGGGAAGGAGACGACAGGCCUUCGAGAACCGAUCCACAACGACCAGGAUGGUGGUAUUCCCCUGGGAGGGGGGAAGGUCUGUAACAAAAUCCACCGAGAGGUGAGACCAGGGUCGUUGUGGAACGGGCAGGGGUUGUAACUUACCCCGGGGCAGGUGUCUGGGUGCCUUACACUGGGCACACAACGAGCAGGAGGAAACAUAAACCCUCACAUCCCUGGCUAACGUUGGCCACCAGUAUUUAGUGCUAAGGCAGUGCACUGUCCGGCCAAUACCUGGAUGUCCAGAGGAGGGUGACGUGUGAGCCCAAUAAAUAAGUCGAUCCCGAACCUCGAACGGAACGUACGUCCGACCCACAGGACACUGGGGAGGACUAGGAUCGGUACGCAACGCCCGCUCGAUUUCGGAAUCGACUUCCCACACCACUGGUGCCACCAGACAAGGCGGUAGUAUGGGUGUGGGCUCAACGGACCUCUCCUCCGUGUCAUACUGCCGGGACAGGGCGUCUGCCUUACUGUUCUGGGACCCAGGGAUGUACGUGAUCUUAAAUACGAACCGGGCCUGAAACAUGUUCCACCGAGCCUGGUGAGGAUUCAGUCUCCUAGCUGCCCGGAUGUACUCCAGGUUCCGGUGGUCAGUCAAAAUGAGGAAAGGGUGUUGCCAAUGCCUCCACACCUUUAGGGCCUGUACCACGGCUAGCAGCUCCCUGUCCCCUACGUCAUAAUUUCGCUCCGCCGGGCUGAGCUUUUUAGAGUAAAAGGCACAGGGACGGAGUUUAGGUGCCGUGCCAGACCGUUGCGAGAGCACGGCCCCUAUACCGGCCUCAGACGCGUCCACCUCGACCUGGAAUGGUAGCGCGGGAUCCGGAUGCGCCAGCACCGGAGCCGAAGUAAACAGGUCCUUCAGUCUCCCAAAAGCCCUAUCAGCCUCAGCAGACCACUGCAAGCGCACCGGACCCCCCUUAAGAAGGGACGUUAUGGGAGCUGCCACCUGUCCAAAACCCCGGAUAAACCUCCUGUAGUAAUUCGCAAAGCCCAAGAACCGCUGCACCUCUUUAACUGUGGUUGGGGUUUGCCAAUUACGCACGGCAGACACACGGUCAACCUCCAUCUUCACCCCUGACGCAGACAACUGAUAACCCAAAAAGGAGACAGACUCCUGGAAAAACAGACAUUUCUCUGCCUUGACAUAUAGGUCAUGCUCCAACAACCUCCUCAACACUCGGCGCACCAGGGCUACAUGCUCGGCUCGGGUAGAAGAGUACACCAGAAUGUCGUCAAUGUACACGACCACUCCUUGCCCAUGCAUAUCCCCUGUCUAUGUGGUGGCAAUUGCGUCGCCCUCGCCUUGCUAAACACAAGUGCUAAAUCCUCAUACUCGGGGGGAACGUGCAUUGCAGGCACUUGGUUUGGACUCUCCACCGAGGUUGCCCCCACGGAAACACCCAGACAUCGCCCCACACACUGGGCAGACCACUCCUUAAGAGCCCUCUGUUGCCACGAAAUAGAGUGAUUAUGGGUAAUCAACCAGGGAAGCCCCAGCACCACCGGAUACGCAGGAGAGUCGAUAAGAUAUAGCUGAAUAGUCUCCUCAUGACCCUCCUGCGUCCCCAUCCUAAGUGGCGCUGUGACCUCCCUAAUCAACCCCGAUCCCAACGGACGGCUAUCUAGAGCAUGUACAGGGAAAGGAUUGUUGACAGGAAGGAGAGGAAUCCCUAACUGUACACAAAAUUUCCGAUCUACAAAAUUCCCGGCUGCGCCUGAAUCUACUAGCGCCUUAUGCUGGGAACGAGGUGCAACCUGUGGAAAACAAACAGGUAUGGUUAGGUGCACAACAGAGAGCUCUGGGUAAGUGGGGCGCCUACUCACCUAGAAGGACUCCCCAGUGCGUGGCCUGCCGUCUCGUCCCCUUGGAGACCCCCCCCAGCACCUAGCCGCAGUGUGUCCUCCACGGCCACAGUUGGUACAGGGGGUGGCCCCCUUUGGACUCCUUCUCCUCUCCUCUCUAGCGCCAGCACCCCCGAGCUCCAUAGGACUCGGCUCGGAGGUGCUGGAGGGUGGAAUGGACGACCCCCACUCAGGACGUCCGCGGGUAGCCAGCAGGGUGUCGAGACGAAUGGCCAUGUCCACCAACUGGUCAAACGUAAGGGUGGUGUCCCUGCAAGCCAACUCACGACGGACGUCCUCCCGUAGGCUGCAUCGGAAGUGGUCUAUGAGGGCCCGCUCAUUCCACCCUGCAUCUGCCGCUAGAGUCCGGAACUCUAGUGCAAACUCCUGGGCGCUCCUCCUCCCCUGUCGGAGGUAGAAUAGACGCUCUCCCGCCGCUUUCCCCUCAGGUGGAUGGUCGAACACAGCCCUGAAGCGACGGGAGAACUCCGCAUAGGUGAUCGUCGCGGCGUCUAUCCUCCUCCAUUCGGCGUUGGCCCAUUCCAACGCCUUGCCGGUGAGACAGGAGAUGAGGGCGGAAACGCUCUCGUGUCCCGAGGGCGCCGGGUGUACGGUGGCUAGGUAGAGUUCUACUUGUAGGAGAAAACCCUGACACCCGGCAGCGGUGCCAUCAUACGCCCUCGGGAGCGAGAGCCGAAUCCCACUGGGUUCCGGAGCUUGGACGAACGGACUGACCGGUGAUGGUGGUAAGGUAGGAGGAGGCGCGGGUACCCAACUGGUCUCCAGUCGAUGCAGGGUAUUCAUCACUCCCUGCAGAGCGGUUGUGAUUUGGGCUAUCCUGUCAUCCUGUCCGCGGACGCGCUCCUCCCAUGACUCGGUCGCUGCUGCUGCUCCUGCUGAUUCCAUGAAAGGUUUGUAGUUCUGUCAGAAGGCGUGGAUGUGGUGUAGGAAUCAAUCGCAGGACACAGAGGCUUAGUCCAAAAGUCUUUAGUAAAGACAAAAUGACACGGCUACAAAAAAGAGCCGGAGGCACGAGAAAAUUACGCACACUGCGUAAACGAGCUAAAUGCACCAAACGCGCACAACAAGUGCGGACUCUCUAUACACAAAACAAAUAGAGAAAAAAUGUACUGACUGCUCCAGCUGACAAAAGAACAACUACACACAAACACAUGACAGAAACAACGAGAACUUAAAGGACACAUAAUCAACACUAAACGAGAACAGGUGUACCAAACAGACCAAACCAAACAAACAUCGAAAACAAAGAACGGUGGCAGCUAGUACUCCGGAGACGACGACCGCCGAAGCCUGCCCGAACAAGGAGAAGGAGCAGCCUCGGCCGAAACCGUGACAGGGACUUUGAUAAAUGCAGAAUAACAAAAUAAACGUUCCACCAAGCUGUGAAGCCUAGUUGAUUCUGAGUUCGGACAUUUGUAUUUAUUAAGGAUACUCUUCCUGGGGUCCAGCAACAUUAAGGCAGUUAUAUACAAUUACAAAUAUUACAUGACAUUACAUUUCAUAACACUUUUCACAACACAUUAAGUGUGUGCACUCAGGCCACUACUCUACUACCACAUAUCUACAAUACAAAAUCUGUGUGUGUAGAGUGCGUGUGUUAGCAUGUGUAUGUGUGUGUCUGUGCCUGUGUGUGUCUCUCUUCACAGUCCCCGCUGUUCCAUAAGGUGUAUUUUUAUCAGUUUUUUAAAUCUGAUUCUACUGCUUGCAUCAAUUACUUGAUGUGGAAUAGAGUUCCAUGUAGUCAUGGCUCUAUGUAGUACUGUGCGCAUCCCAUACUCUGUUCUGGACUUGGGCAUUGUGAAGAGACCACUGGUGGCAUGUCUUGUGGGGUAUGCAUGGGUGUCCGAGCUGUGUGCUAGUAGUUUAAACAGACAGCUCGUUGCAUUCAGCAUGUCAAUACUUCUUUAAAAAUAAGUAGUGAUGAAGUCAAUCUCCUCUACUUUGAGCCAUGAGAGAUUGACAUUAAUGUUAGCUCUCCGUGUACAUUUAAGGGCCAGCCGUGCUGAAAUUUUUCCUAAGUCCAUCUUUGUGGCACCUGACCACACGACUGGACAGUAGUCCAGGUGUGCAAAACUACGGCCUGUAGGACCUAACUUGUUGAUAGUGUUGUUAAGAAGGCAGAGCAGCGCGUUAUUAUGGACAGACUUCUCCCCAUCUUAGUAACUGUUGCAUCAAUAUGUUUUGACCAUGACAGUUUACAAUCCAGGGUUACUCCAAGCAGUUUAGUCACCUCAACUUGCUCAAAUUCCACAUUAUUAAUUACAAGAUUUGGUUGAGGUUUAGGGUUUAGUGAAUGAUUUGUCCCAAAUACAAUGCUUUUAGUUUUUGAAAUAUUUAGGACUAACUUAUUUCUUGCCACCCAUUCUGAAACUGACUGCAGCUCUUUGUUAGGUGUUGCAGUGAAUUCACUCGCUGUAGUAACUGACGUGUAUCGUGUUGAGUCAUCCACAUACAGUGGGGAAAAAAAGUAUUUAGUCAGCCACCAAUUGUGCAAGUUCUCCCACUUAAAAAGAUGAGAGAUGCCUGUAAUUUCCAUCAUAGGUACACGUCAACUAUGACAGACAAAUUGAGAAAAAAAAUCCAGAAGAUCACAUUGUAGGAUUUUUAAUGAAUUUAUUUGCAAAUUAUGGUGGAAAAUAAGUAUUUGGUCACCUACAAACAAGCAAGAUUUCUGGCUCUCACAGACCUGUAACUUCUUCUUUAAGAGGCUCCUCUGUCCUCCACUCGUUACCUGUAUUAAUGGCACCUGUUUGAACUUGUUAUCAGUAUAAAAGACACCUGUCCACAACCUCAAACAGUCACACUCCAAACUCCACUAUGGCCAAGACCAAAGAGCUGUCAAAGGACACCAGAAACAAAAUUGUAGACCUGCACCAGGCUGGGAAGACUGAAUCUGCAAUAGGUAAGCAGCUUGGUUUGAAGAAAUCAACUGUGGGAGCAAUUAUUAGGAAAUGGAAGACAUACAAGACCACUGAUAAUCUCCCUCGAUCUGGGGCUCCACGCAAGAUCUCACCCCGUGGGGUCAAAAUGAUCACAAGAACGGUGAGCAAAAAUCCCAGAACCACACGGGGGGACCUAGUGAAUGACCUGCAGAGAGCUGGGACCAAAGUAACAAAGCCUACCAUCAGUAACACACUACACCGCCAGGGACUCAAAUCCUGCAGUGCCAGACGUGUCCCCUUGCUUAAGCCAGUACAUGUCCAGGCCCGUCUGAAGUUUGCUAGAGUGCAUUUGGAUGAUCCAGAAGAGGAUUGGGAGAAUGUCAUAUGGUCAGAUGAAACCAAAAUAGAACUUUUUGGUUAAAACUCAACUCUUCGUGUUUGGAGGACAAAGAAUGCUGAGUUGCAUCCAAAGAACACCAUACCUACUGUGAAGCAUGGGGGUGGAAACAUCAUGCUUUGGGGCUGUUUUUCUGCAAAGGGACCAGGACGACUGAUCCGUGUAAAGGAAAGAAUGAAUGGGGCCAUGUAUCGUGAGAUUUUGAAUGAAAACCUCCUUCCAUCAGCAAGGGCAUUGAAGAUGAAACGUGGCUGGGUAUUUCAGCAUGACAAUGAUCCCAAACACACCGCCCGGGCAACGAAGGAGUGGCUUCGUAAGAAGCAUUUCAAGGUCCUGGAGUGGCCUAGCCAGUCUCCAGGUCUCAACCCCAUAGAAAAUAUUUAGAGGGAGUUGAAAGUCCGUGUUGCCCAGCGACAGCCCCAAAACAUCACUGCUCUAGAGGAGAUCUGCAUGGAGGAAUGGGCCAAAAUACCAGCAACAGUGUGUGAAAACCUUGUGAAGACUUACAGAAAACGUUUGACCUGUGUCAUUGCCAACAAAGGGUAUAUAACAAAGUAUUGAGAAACUUUUGCUAUUGACCAAAUACUUAUUUUCCACCAUAAUUUGCAAAUAAAUUCAUUAAAAAUCCUACAAUGUGAUUUUCUGGAGAAAAAAAAUCUCAUUUUGUCUGUCAUAGUUGACGUGUACCUAUGAUGAAAAUUACAGGCCUCUCUCAUCUUUUUAAGUGGGAGAACAUGCACAAUUGGUGGCUGACUAAAUACUUUUUUCCCCCACUGUACAUAGACACACUGCCUUUACUCAAACAUAUAAAUAUAACGUUUGUAUGUGAAAACUAUUUCUAAAAUGCAUACUUUCUCCAAACACACUUCAAUCAUGCAUAAGAGGGAGGCUUGCGCUGCUGGUGCUAGCACAUGCGCAGAUCAAAUACACUACUGGAACUCUGAUUAAGCUAUUUACAUGACCUAAUAAUUCGAAAGAUUGCUCAGAAAACCAGGUUUUAAUUGGUGUAUGCGUACUUCAAUUAUGACAUUACACCGAUUUAAUUUAAGCAAAGUAAGGUGUUUACAUGACUAAUGCCAUAAUCAGUUUAAUAUCGAAUUACUAGUGUGCCUGUAAACAUAUUCAAUUGACCACCCCUCCUGUUUUCCCUGUGCAUGCCAACCUUCUCACAGCAAUGAGAUCUGCUGAAUGAACAAACAGCUAUUUUUAUAAUGAAGGCCACACUCUUAAUUGCGAUCUCACACACCUGGCACUGACAGAAGCGCAAGGCUGCGAUUACAAACUGUACCCUGUUAGACAUUUAAUGUUAGCAUCCUAUUGGUUUCCAUUCAUUCACGUCACUACUAAAAAAACUUGGGAAAAAAUACUGUUGAUUGCUGUGAUGUCGACUCCUUUUGGGAUAGAUAUUAAAAUGGCAGGAAAACUUUUUCUUAGCGUGAUACUCUUCACCUGCUAAAGGUUGCUCCCUCCCCUCUGUCACCUCUCUCUCCCAGGCUCCAUUGAGCUGCGUCUGAACGACAUGGUGCGGGCGGCCAAGACCUCAGGGCAGUGCAGCAUACAGAUGGCCAAGGACAAGGCCAGCCCCCGCUUCUCGAUCUUCCGUAGCAAGAGGAUGAAAGGAUGGUGGCCCCUCAUCAAGCUCAAGAGUCAGGAGGACAUUGAGAGGGAGGAGAAGGAGGCUGAAGAGGCAAAGAAGAACAAGAAGAAAGAAGAAAAAGAGCAAGCACAGCAAGAUGAAGCCGGAGGACCUUCAGUUUGUAGACAGCAGUGGGAGCACUUAUCUCCUUAUGGUAAUGCAUUAUGAGAUUAUAACUAACCUGGAGGGUUAUUAUGGCUGGGCAGGAGUAAAUCCUGGUGUGGGUCACAUAGUAAUAGCUGAGGUUAUGGGGAGGAUCCUAGUUAGCCCAAACUCCAUGGAAGUUAGGUAUUUUAUACAUUACCUUCCACUUUCAAAGUUCCAGACACUUUUAAAGUGCAGGGCAGUUAUCCUUAAGAGGCUAUUGACGCAUCCGUGCGUCAAUCUAAGAAACAUAAUAAAAGAAUCCCCAUCAAAAUCCGUCAGUUUAAUACGCUCACUAACAGGGUUGUAAACAAAUGUGUGCACAAAAGUUAAGAGAAAUAAGCUUUAUGUGUGUAUGGAAAAUUUCUGGGAUCUUUUAUUUCAGCUCAUGAAACAUGGGACCAACAUUUUACAUGUUGCGUUUAAAAUGUAAAUGUAAAUGUAAAUAUUUUUGUUCUGUGUAGUAAAGGCCAAAUUCAAUAUAAAUAAAUAUAUUUUUAUACCUAAAGAGGUCCUAAAAUUCCAAAUCAAAUAGCUAGAGGUUAAUGACUUCCAGCAGCUUCGGUCGAGCCUGGACUUAGUUUGGAAUUGGUGGUAGUGAUACGUGUAGGGCUUAAAUAUAACCUUUCUGGAUGUGUGUUGUGAUUAGGGCCCUGUGUAGUCAUGUGACAUAGCAAGAUUGUAUCCUGUAUUUUAAGCCUUAUCCAGAAAUUAGAAUUACACAAAAAAUGAAAGCAAUUGUCUGAGGAUGUUGCUGGACCAUCUGGCAUGAAAUGAAAAGGGGAUUAUUUGAUGAAAAACCUUAAAUAGGGUAAUAAGGUUAAAGUCCAGGCAUGUCACAUAUGAUUGUGCAAGACACAGGGCCCUAUAUGAUUCCUCUUUGUAUUUUCUUUGUUGUUUAGGGAAAAGUGGAGGCAGAGUUCCAGUUGGUGACCCUCGAGGAGGCAGAGCUGGCUCCUGUGGGAAAAGCCCGCAAGGAACCUGAGCCACUUGAAAAACCAAAGUAAGGGACUAAAAUAAUGCUAUUCAAUCAACAUAAUUGUGCAAAAAGCUUUCAUGGUCAUAGGGGAUGUGGUAUAUUUAAGCAAUAAGGCCAGAGGGGGUGUGGUAUAUGGCCAAUAUACCACGGCUAAGGGCUGUUCUUAGGCACGACGUGUUCUUAGGAACGAUGGCUAAGGCUUGGAUACAGCCCUUAGCCAUGGUAUAUUGGCCAUAUACCACAAACCCCUGAAAUGCCUUUUUGCUAUUAUAAACCGGGUCCAUUAUUUUCCCAUUUCCAUCUUCCAAGGCAACCCUAUGCUUGGCGUGUUUGUAUGGCCACAGGCCAUGAUUUCAUCAUGGGUCCCUGUUCUGUACUAAACAGAAAUGCAGAAUUAUGGAUAUGAAUGUCAUAAAUAGGUACACAAAGGCAGAAAUCUGCAAUAUCCUCCUUUGCAUAUUUGGGUAUUAUUCUACACACUGGCUUUAUUUUAAUGAGCUCUGCCACCAAACAAGACCACAUUUGGUUGUUACAGACCGGACCAAAUCUGAACCAAACAUAGAAGUCCAUGUUUCACAAGUUUGGACAUCAACAUACAGCACAGUAGAGCUCAGAAGAGUACAGUAUAGUACAGCAUAGAACAGUAAAGUAGAGUACAGUACAGUAGAGUUCAGUACAGUAUUGUUCAGUAGAGUACAGUAGAGGAUAGUACAGUACAUUAUAGUGUACUCAACUCUAGUGUGCUCCCCUGUGUACUAUACUGAACUCUACUCUACAGGACUGUACUGUGCUGAACUAUACUAUACUCUACUUUUCUUUACUGUACUGUACUCUACUGUGCUGUAAUGUACCAGCGCUUCUAUCAAAGCCUCUCCCUUCAAAUUGGUCCCUUUUGCGAGCAAUUUUGUUAGGCUACAUUGUUUCUUCUUCAGAGCACACUGGCGACAUGUCAUUUUGGAGUGCAAUUUCAUUCAUUCGUUUCCAUCAUCCCUUUGACCGAUAUUUGCUACCAUCUUCGCCACAAUAUUGCAAUAACUAUUUACCUAUUGUGUGCUAAACUGCGGGCAUAUAUUCUGCAUAGGUUUAUUGCAUAUUGUGAUUCGUGGGAAUGUGCUCGUUGUUCGCAGUGUCCAGCCCAGCUGGUGGUGCGGAAAUAGCAGAGGCAGCACUUUUUGCAUGACUUACAGUAACUGUCUGUGGUCCUAAAACAAUAGGUGUGCGCCUUUUUAAUGUAGGGUUACCGUCAGUAAUCUGGGGGCUUCUCCCUAUACUUAGCCUGCAACAUGUCAAAGUUGAAGUGCAUUGCAGUUGUAUUUCCCAUUAUAAUAAUCUUGCUGCUUCAGAAACAUUUUAGUGAGGACUUUAUUAGCCUACAAGUUAAGCAAAACGAUAGUGACAUUUGGGCCAAGAUUAUUAUUAUUAUUAUUAUUAUUAUUAUUAUAUGAACUUGCAUUUGAUCAUGCUGUGUAAGUCAUGUAACUGUUACAUGCAAUAUUUGCUUUGGGGACUUUACCAAACAGAUGUUGCUCUCCGGUUUUAACUGUGAUGAACACAAAUAGCCUAGGCUAUGUGGUUGAAUGUAUUCUGCCACUGUUUACGCCAACUGUUGUUUUCUGGAACAGUGUCUGUAAAAGCCAGGUCACCCGCGAUACAAGUCAGUAUUCGACGUCCAUCCGUGUCUGAGGAUGUCGGGAGAUGAUGUGGAAACAAGCCACAAUGGGCAACAGUGAGCGCUGUUACCUUCAAGUAGGUUUCGGUUUUGCUAGGGAGUUGUGGACAGGGAUGGUGGAUGGGCGUAAGCAUUUUCCUCUUUUGCAAGUUCGAAUCCAGCAAUAGAAAGUUGUUUUUGAGAUUUCUGUUUUAAGCCUAUACCAAACCUUAACCCUUACCUUAACAAUUCGGAGUUCAUGCCUAAACUUAACCUUAAACACUUCAAAAUUGGACGUUUGCAACAACUUUGAAAUUGGACAUUUGAGUAACAUGGAUGAACGUCUAAUUCUGACGUGAGACUGUGAGAGCUAGUUGGUCUGUAGAAGAUGUAUGGCUUGUCGGCCUUACUGUAUAUAUCACGGUGGUGUAUGAAUGCAAUUGCAAUGUAUCAUAGAGAAAACAACGCAAUUAUCACUACAGGUUGAAUAUUUUAAUAUUCAUUGCAUUGUGUUGUUGUAGGUAGGAUAGAUAGGAUAACUGUCUUGUCCCUAAAAACAUAGGCCUAAUCAGUAGGAGAGUUGGAAGCACAGCCUGGAGAGCUCACACAAUGCACCUGUCAUUUCAUAAUCUGAUAGCUUUUUUUAUUGCGACAAGAUAAGUCUAUACUCUUUCAAAAAGUCCUGUAGCAAAAUGUCCGACAUAACAUCACCUAUAGCCUACCGGAUAAUGCGAAGACACAAUGUAUGAAAUGUAUGAAAUUAAUUGAUGGGGAAAGUCUUGUAAGAAAACUCGCUAGACCACCCAAGAGGUGGGGCAAGUGUUGGAUUGAGCAGAGUAGAGUGAUGCUGCCACCACCUUUGUUUGACCGGUAUGGUCCAGCAUCAAAGGAUAGGACACCAAAACUCAAUACAGAUUUAGCAAAUACAAAUGUAGCAAACAAUGAUCUUUAUUAACUACACAAUUUCAUAAAACGGCAUGCAUGAAAUGGUAGGCGACCUACUCAAUUCCUGCAGUCUCUGUAACCCUGUUAACCCGACGAAGGUGCUAAAAGGUGACACUACACACACCAGUGAGGUAUACGUUUAAGGAGAACUGAACAUCAAAGGUUCUACUAGUAUUCACUGCAAAUAGGGCCUAGCCCAAUGAAACGCAAUUGUACAAACAUGCAAAUUCACUGCACACAGGGGCAUAAAAGAUUACACACGGACCCACACCUGAUAAUAAAGUCAUAAAACGUUUAAGGUUCUACUGCUACUUCACUGCAAACCUGGCUUAGCCCACAAAACGCAAUUGUACAAACAUAAAAAUUCACUGCACACGGGCAUAAUAGCCAACAAAAAUACUCUGAUCUUGUAGAUUAUUUACGCACAUUUUAGGGUUAGGAAAGUAUGUAUGAAUCAUUUAAAAAACUGGUUUGGAGAGCCUUUACGCACUAAAUAUAUUGCUGAAUAAAAAAUAGUGGUUUGAUUCAUCCUGAAAGUUGUCUCAUUCAAGUUCAAUCCAUGAAAUAUUGGAAAUGGAAAAAAGUGUACAAUAGGGGUUGAACAAUAGUCCUAUAAAUCUACCCUAAUCCUCACUAAUCAUGGAACUGUAUGACAACGGUCCAGUCGUGGUGAACCGUGCUCCAGGCUCCAGGUUUAACCUGCUACAUGUGGUCUGAGUUCCAUAAUGAUUCAAAUAGGCUACAUUACCCGAAUUAUUGCACAACGGUAGCCUAAUAUGAUCCACUAAUGCUAGCGACCCUCAGGAACAACUUACACAGACGUGACAGAGGAAGGAAAGGUAAACAGAAUGGAAUGAUGCAAAAUGUAAUCUACAAAUUGAAGACAACGAACACUAAAGUGACAGUUCUAAAUAUAUGUGGGCAUUACUGACGGUGGCUCCCGAUAGUGGCUAGUAUUUAACAUGAUACAAAUUGUAAAAUAAAAUGGAGUAUAGCCCGGGCAUACUGUAGACUAUAAUUAAAACAUACAUCAAAUAGCUUGGGUGUCCAGAUUUCAUCCAUUCAAAUUAUGACACAAUAAAAAUUCUGAAUACCGGCACAGCUACAGUGCAUUCGGAAAGUAUUCAGACCCCUUGACUUUUUCCACAUUUUGUUAUUUUACAGCCUUAUUCUAAAAUUGAUUAAAUUGUGUGUGUUUUUUGUCAUCAAUCUACACACAAUACCCCAUAAUGACGAAGCAAAAACAGGUUUUUAGAAAUGUCCUGUUGGAAGGUGAACCUUCACCCCAGUCUGAGGUUGUGAGUGCUUUGGAGCAGGUUUUCAUCAAGGAUCUCUCUGUACUUUACUCUGUUCAUCUUUGCCUCAAUUCUGACUAGUCUCCCAGUCGCUGCCGCUGAAAAACAUCCCCACAGCAUGAUGCGGCCACCACCAUGCUUCACCGUAGGGAUCGAGCCAGGUUUCCUCCAGACAUGACGCUUGGCCAAAGAGUUCAAUCUUGGUUUCAUCAGACCAGAGAAUCUUGUUUCUCAUGGUCUGAGAGUCUUUAGGUGCCUUUUGGCAUACUCCAAUUGGGCUGUCAUGUGCCUUUUACUGAGGAGUGGCUUCCGUCUGGCCACUUUACCAUAAAGGCCUUAAUGGUGGAGUGCUGCAGAGAUGGUUGUCCUUCUGGAAGGUUCUCCCAUCUCCACAGAGGAACUGUAGAGCUCUAUCAGAGUGACCAUCGGGUUCUUGGUCUUUGGUACCCUUCCCCAGAUCUGUGCCUUGACACAAUCCUGUCUCGGAGCUCUACGGACAAUUCCUUCGACCUCAUGGCUUGGUUUUUGCUCUGAUAUACGCUGUCAACUGUGUGACCUUAUACAGACAGGUGUCUGCCUUUCCAAAUAAUGUCCAAUCAAUUAGAUUUACCACAGGUGGACUCCAAUCAAGUUGUAGAAACAUCUCAAGGAUGAUCAAUGAAAACAGAAUCUAAAAAAAAUAAUCUAAAAACCUGUUUUCGCUUUGUCAUUAUGGGGUAUUGUGUGUAGACUGCAGAGAUUUUUAUUUUAUUUAAUCCAUUUUAUAAUAAGGCUGUAACGUAACAAAAUGUGGAAGAGGUCUGAAUACUUUCCGAAGGCACUGUAUAGCCACAAUACAUGUCAUGUUAUGAUUUUCAGUUAGCUUCCAUAUGGCUGGUUUCACAGUGCUCAUAAGGAAAAAUCAUCUAAAACAAUUGCUAUGUGUAUUUACAAUCCCCAUUCUCCAAACUGAUUAUUCAUUUACCUAGCUCUUAUCAAUAGCUCUUAUGCAUUUGUAAAUUACAGUGCAUGGAGAAUGCUGUUAUUUAUAUAGGAAAACAUUUAGUAGAUGCUUUUUCCACUUGGAACCGGUAGGUUCGCUAAACCUUAUUUAUGGUUUCCUCGUGCGUAACGGUGGUGAAAUUAAGUCAAGGUCAGAAUACGGCUUAUCUGAAGACACCUCUACCACACCUUCAUUUCUUAGAUCUCCACCCUGAACGAAUAGCGGGUGAAUAGCUUAAGUUCAAGGACAAAAUACGCAUAGAGUGAAAAGUGCAUAAAAAGGGAAUAAUGUUACAUUUACGCGUGCUUAACUCAGGUCGUAAUCGGGGCCAUUGAGCACAUUUGAUCUGGCAUUAACAUGUGUUUGUUGUUAAGCGAAUACAAAUGCACAUACCGUUCACAUUUUUAAUACAAGGUGUAAAUGGGGUCAUAGACUGCAUUUAAACAUUGCUACAGUAUAGAAGGUUUGAUUGAAUCUGGUCGGUAGGGCACACUUUGUGCAAUUUGCUAGGUUUACACUGAAAACAAAGCUAAAACAUUAACAUUUAUUAAUGUAUUCUUUACUUUAAUGCCUUAUUCCUUUUUCUACUUUUACUUGACCUUUUUCCCUAUCUUCCAACCCCCCUGGAGAAAUCGGUGCAAACUCUACACCUGAGUCCUACUGCUCACACCAUGUCAUAGCCUAAUGUAUACAAAUUAAAUUUCCUUGAAACUGGGAAACAUUACUCACUUUUUUGUUCAUUUUGUCUCUUUCCUCAUUCUACCUUUUUAUUAGUCGCCCCAAGACAACCUUCAACUGGUUUAUCAACCCCAUGAAGACCUUCAUCUUCUUCAUUUGGAAGAAAUACAAGAAGUACAUCAUCGCUCUACUCAUCCUGGCAAUCCUGCUAGUUUUUCUCAUCCUCAUCAUCUACACCCUCCCUGGACAGAUCAGUACGCUCAUCGUAAAUGGAUGAACAGUCAAGUGCAUUAGGAUCAGACGGAGAAUGAAACAUCUAUAUGAGAAAUGUACUUAGUUCUCAUAAGUUCCAUUUAAUUUGUGUUAGGACAUUGUGUGUGGUAGAUUUGCUGUUGGGAUAGACUUUAUCUAUGUAAGUGCUCAUUUCCAUUGUAUAAGACUUUUAAUUUUCAAAUACUUAGUUAUUAUUAGACCAAUCUUAAACCUAUAUUGAACAAUCAAAGCUACUGAUGAGGAAUUAUUUGCACUGACUUGAAUCUUUUGCAUUUUUGUGUUUACUAUUCACAAAUGUUUGUAUUCAUCAACUACAUUAUUUACAAUAUGUACUUUUUCAAUAAAUCUAUGUCAGUG